Podarcis lilfordi (Lilford's wall lizard) is the source of this 72556-nucleotide messenger RNA. The record is from the annotation of a GenBank genome assembly. Lineage: Eukaryota; Metazoa; Chordata; Lepidosauria; Squamata; Lacertidae.
AUGGAUUUUUAUGACCCUCAGACCCUGGGCGUCAUGGUCUUUGGAGGAUUCAUGCUGGUCUCAGCAGUUGGGAUAUUCCUGGUGUCCACCUUUUCCAUGAAGGAGACGUCUUUCGAAGAAGCUUUGGCAAAGCAGCGCAAGGAGCUAGAGAAAGCCAGCCACCACAAGGUGGAGAAGAAGAAGAAAGAGAAGCCUGCUGAGAAGAAAGGGAGGGCGAAGAAAAAGGAGGAGAAACCCAAUGGACUGCUGGAGCCAGACGCAGGUCUGGACGCUUCUGAUGGAAGCCCUGAACCAGUCUUUGAGGCACCCAUUGUGUCUCUUCCAGCUCCUGAGGAAAAGCCAACCCUGUCUCCUAAAGACAAGAAGAAGAAGGAGAAGAAAGUGGGGAAGGUAGAGUCGGUUCCCAGCCUGACAGCGUCUUCUCCACCAAUAACUGCUUCAAAAGAUCUAGUUUCUGAUGUGGUUUCCAAGGAAGUGUCAGUAGCUGCUGCUCCACUAGCUGUGGCUCAACAGAAUGCUCCCUUAACUAAUUCCGUGAGUGUCAAAAAAACCCAAGCUCUUGGAAACAGAGAGGAACAAAGGCACGACGGCGCUUCCAACAAGAAAUCCAUUGCCCCAAAGAAAAAGGAAUCAAGUAAGUCAAUUGCUGUAAACCACACAUGUGUACUUACAGUAUAUAUGUGUAUUAAUUAUUUGAUUAAUAACUCACCCAUUCCCAAAGGUUUAAGGUGGGUAAGCGACUCACAAAAUCUGAGGCAAUUAAACCCUUAUCUUUCCUUCUCCCUACGUUUUCUGGCCACCCAAAGCCACUUUUCAUAGUUCCAGAUGCUCACACUUUAUCUUUGGUCCCUUACCUUUCCCGCCCCGACCUGGCCCCAGUGAUCCAUGCGACGGUCAUCUCCAGGCUUGACUACUGUAAUUUGCUCUACGCGGGGCUGCCCUUGAAGCUGUCCCAGAAACUCCAGCGGGUGCAGAAUGCUGCAGCGAGGCUCCUCACGGGGUUUCUGCCAUGGGAGCACAUUCACCCAGUGCUUUUCAAGCUGCGCUGGCUCCCGGUGGAGUGCAGGGUCAGAUUUAAGGUGCUGCUUUUGACCUUUAAAGCCCUUCACGGCCUAGGACCCUCGUACCCACGGGACCGCCUCUCCCGGUAUGCCCCACGGAGGACUUCAAGGUCCAUAAAUUUCAACACCCUAGAGGUCCCGGGCCCUAAGGAAGUCAGAUUAGUCUCAACCAGAGCCAGGGCCUUUUCAACACUGGCCCCAGCCUGGUGGAAUGCUCUGUCUCAUGAGACCAGGGCCCUGCAGGAUCUGAUUUCUUUCCACAGGGCCUGUAAGACAGAGUUGUUCUGCCUGGCCUUUGGCUUGGAGCCAAUUUGAUUCCCUCCCCCCCCUCUCUUUUCCUUUCUCCUCCUGUGAUGAGGCUGCAUUUUAAUAUUUUAAUGUUUCAAUAUUUUAAUUGUUGUAUUUUAAUCUUGUUUUUAAGUUGUAUUCAUUCAACUUGUUUUUAUUAUUGCUUGUUAGCCGCCCUGAGCCCAGCUUUGGCUGGAGAGGGCGGGGUAUAAAUAAAAAAUAUUAUUAUUAUUAUUAUUAUUAUUAAGUCUUUUGAUGGACAGAAUAGUGCUAGGUAUAAAAUUAUAGAUGGUGAUUAUCUUCAAGGAAAAUAAAUUCCAUAACUGAAGGGAGGCAAUUAUUGCAGUGGAACAGAAAAAUGUAUCUCAGCUCUGAGUGUUGUAUACCCAGAAAUCAUUCUGUAAUGUGCUAGUUUAUCUUACGCAAAAAUAUUGGUACUACAUGCUUUGAAUGAGUAAAAGUUGCCUUGGAAAGCUUUUCACUUACUCAAGGAAAGAAAAUAUUUCAUAUGACUUCGCCUUUAAUACCCCCCAACUUAUAUUGGAAAAAUUGAAAAAUGGGGUGGUGGUGGUAUUUUUUAUGGAUUUUUCUGUCCACUCCUUCAUAGACUUUAUAUGUUUGGCCAAGACAUUUCCUCCCGCCCCCCCUUAGGAAAUGGGUUCUCUCAUUUCUGUGUUGAUCCAUUGAAAGGCAUGGGUUGCUCCUCCAUCUCUAAGUACAGGUUACUCUCACCUGGUUACUUUUGGCAGGAAACCAGCAGUUACAAAAGGUUUUUCAUUUUCUUCCAAACCACACAAUGAUGCCUGUGCGAUAGGCAGCUUAUUACAUUUUGACUGGGUUUGUGACUUCAGCAAGUGGACUUGUUGCAAGGCUGGGGAAAUGUAACUGUAAGCAGAAAAAAGUAGUGGUAAAUUUCUCACAUUUUGGGGGUAAAGGUAAAGGGACCCCUGACCAUUAGGUGCAGUCGUGGCCGACUCUGGGGUUGUGGUGCUCAUCUCGCUUUAUUGGCCGAGGGAGCCGGCGUACAGCUUCCGGGUCAUGUGGCCAGCAUGUCUAAGCCACUUCUGGCGAACCAGAGCAGCGCACGGAAACACCGUUUACCUUCCCGUUGGAGCGGUACCUAUUUAUCUACUUGCACUUUGACGUGCUUUCGAACUGCUAGGUUGGCAGGAGCUGAGACCGAGCAACGGGAGCUCACUCUGUCACAGGGAUUUGAACCAUUGACCUUCUGAUCAGCAAGCCCUAGGCUCUGUGGUUUAACCCACAGUGCCACCCGCGUCCCUCAUUUUUCGGUAGACUGUCAUUUUUGUUGUUGCUGUUGUUGAUAGUUUUUUUUUUUUUAAAUUCCCAGCUUACUUCUCUCCUCACACUUCUGUUUAUAGGUUCCACAGAUGCUGAAAAUAUGCUUUACGUUCCCUACAAGACCUUAUGUUCCAUAAUUAGCAGCAUGGUUUUUGGGGAAGGCGAGGCCCAGCAACUGAUUGAAAUCUUGACUGAGAAAGCAGGAGGCGCUCAACACCCAUGGCUGAUGGUAUGGACAUCUCUUGAUCAUCAAGGGUCUGCUGUGGAUAAACUUCACGAUGCUCCUGAAUCCCAGUUGCUGGAAACAUCAGGAGGGGAGCGGGCCCUUGUGUUCAGUUCCUGCUUGCAGGCUUUCCACAGGCAUCUAGGCUGGACUAGAUGGGCCAUUGGUCUGGACCAGCAGCCUGCUCUUAUGCUCUUAUUUUCUUACGUUCAUCUUGAGGACAUUGACUCUACUCCACAGACUAAGGAAGAGCCAGACCAUUUGGUUAUUUUUUUCUACAGCUGAGAAAGCAGCAGGUCUCAAUUAGGGUGUCCUUCCUCAUUGAAAUGGCCAUGACAGUAGGCUCCUAUCAAGGGGGAUGUAACUCAGAGCCUCUGACUUGGUUCAGUUUAUUUUAUAAACCAAUGGAUCUCUGGUUCAUGAAACCACCCAUAUACACACACACACACACACACCUAUAGACUCUCUCUCUCUCUCUCACACACACACACACAUAUAUACACAUACACACACACACACACACACACACACACACACAUAUAUAUAUAUAUAUAUAUAUAUGGUUCAUCAGCCCCAAAUAAAAUUAAAGUUGCAUAAUAUAAAAUAUAUGCUACUUAGAAUGGAGUUUUUUAGAUAAAUAUAUGUUACUUAAAAUGGAGUUAUAGAUUGUCUAUGUGAAAUUUCUACAUUUAGAUAUUUUGCAACUUUUUCUGUGAUUUAAAAAAAUUAGAGCUUGAGGCAAAGGUCUCUGGUAGGUUAAUGAAGGGCUGAUCUUGCUAACAAAUGUGUUAUAGCAUAAGCUUUUGUGGAGUGUCCACUGUAAUGGAAGCAGGAGGCUAGGAGAGCCUGCUUAUAACCUUCCUUCCACAACAACCUUGCAAGUAGGCCAGUCACAUCUUAGAACUAUUCAGUAAUCACUGUGACCACCAUCUGUCAACACUUAUUGCGUGUUGCAGAGUGCAGAGAGGAGGGGAUUCUGGGGCGCUCAUGGAAGUACUAAAAACUGGGACCCCAAGAUAGCAUUCGGUUUCCUUGAUCUUUCCUGGGGUUCAAGAAAGAUGCUUUUCUUCUAAGAUUCCCCUCAGUUCACGAGGGACAACAGAGCAAGCGUCUGACUGCUUUCUGCACCAUGGGGUCCAGUGAAGCUUGCUUUUUCACCCCAGUAGCAUCUAGACAGAAUCCUAGAGUUUGACAUAAACUCAUUUCAGACCUCAGCAGCCAAAUUAUAUGAAAUUUUAUGAAGAAUACAAAAGAGGAGAAAAGAGCAAAAGCAGGCUAUUGAAAAUAAAGAGAGCUUUUUAGCUGAGAUCUACCUUUCCCUGACCUGGUUACAAAGAGGCUUGUGGUCUCCUCAUGUGCAGAGUUUUAUGAUGGGUGGUGCAGGCACCUGGAAUGGAAGGUGAGGGAGAUGGACCCUGCUGGGGCUGCCCAUUCUUAUUGGCUCUCCCACCCACGUUGGACUCAGUGAUAGUUGGCAUUUUUUAGCCAAUCAGAGCACAGGUCAUGUAACUAGUUUGAAACUUGCCAGGAGUUGGGAAGAUGGUAGUUGCUCCCAGGGCACAGGAAAGGAUGAUUAUCGCUGGUGGAAAUUGCCGCUGGAUUUCUCCAUCUUUCUGCCAGACAGAAUCUGUUCUGGUUUUGUGGAUUCAGGAGUUGGCUGGAGCACGUGCUUGCCUUGAUCAAGCAAAAUGGAGGGAGAGAGAGCAUGGAUUUUCUACGCAUCUACUUUUUCUGAUGAAAAACAAGGAAAAGAAAAUUUGGAUAACACUCUGUCCUUCCACUGAUUGCCAUUAUGAUACCAAGCCAUGGCACUAAGCACUCAUUUUUUGGUCUGAUAGCUGGCUGGCAUACAAGAGAAUACUGUGGUAGUUCUGAAGCACUUAAUUCAGCAUUGAAUUGAUUCUUGUUGCAGGCAACUCAGAAAGGCGAUCCCGUUGCUGUUCUGAAACGACAGCUAGAGGACAGAGAGAAGCAACUUGCAACGGAACAAGAAAAUGUAACUGUCGCAAAAGCUAAACUGAGAGAACUCUCCAAGGUAGGUUCUUACACUGGCUUCAGAAGUGGCGCUUCAGAUAUUCAGAACCUACAUUUUGGGCCCCGUUGUCCGGAUACAAGCUCCUUAUCUGUGUCCAGAGUGUGAUUCAUAUUUUCCUUCCUGCUUAUGGCACCUGCUGGCAAUGGGAACAUUCUCUCAUUCUGCUCUCAAUCAUUUAUUUAUUUAUUAUCGUGGCGCUUCACUGUUUGCUGUGAAUUACAUAGUCUCAACAACAACAUUCUGAAGUUGCCCACUUUAGGAUGGAUUUGCAAAUAUACAUAUCAAAUCUUGGCAACAGGUUUUCUGCACCAAUGGGCUUCCUGCUUCAGUCCAUACAACAGGUGCUUACUGGGUGACCUGGUACAACAUACAAAGAAAUGUAUUGCAGAAUGUAAUCAGUCAUUUUCUCCUGAAGAGCUGUGGUCUGAUAUUCUUUUGAGCAUAUUUAGAACAGUCCCAGGGCUCAAGUGAAUAUUAUGAAUACUAUACGAAAAUGCUCAAAAUUAGACUGAAAAGUUUGUCAUUCGGUGGUGUCAAUGCCUUUUCUGACAGAAUGUUAUCAAAUAUUACAUUGCUUAUAUUGAAGAAGACACUUUCCACCUCAGGGGCUUUACCUGACACCAUCAACCCUUUCUAAGUGACCCUCCAAUAACACCUUUUUGCAGACCAGGCCUUUAGAAACUAAAGUGAUUAGUAGGAGUCAUCUUGUGUUGCUUCAAUCUAAUCUGUGAAGCUACCCACACUUUGAAGUGGAUGCGUAACUUCAUUCCAGGUCAACCCUAUAACUAGGAGACCUCAACACUUUUUAGUGGUUAUAGCAUCAGGUAGCUACAAAGUGCAAAUGAACCCACUUAAAGUUCAAGGUGUGAGCUGUGUUCUCUGCUACGAGGGGUGGGAAAUCUCAGGCUGAGGACCGAAGUCGGCUUUGAAGGCCUCUCUGUCCGGCCCUUGGGUCUCUUCCACAAACCCGGCUCUCUCUGCAGGGCACAUGAGGUGGUGGGUCUCACAGCAGAGGCUCCAGACAGCUGGAAGGCUUGGCGCUGCCACCACAUGCCCGCUGCUGCGCCCGCCUGUCAUAAAGAAACAGUGACUAUGAUGUGCGAGUUUGUAUAGUUUGUGUGUCAUAACCUAGGAAAUCAUGGGAGCAUAGUUCAGAAUGGCAUGCUGCUGGCAUCCAAAAGCAAAUGGGUUAUUAAGGCAGGUUUAAAUCUGUGUUUUGGUUAAACUGAGGCCUACUGUAAUACUGAGUAAUCCCAAGAAUCAACACAUUCUUGAGUUUGUCCUACACUGUAUGUUCAAGACCUUGACUCCACAUUUUAUGCAUGUUGUUUAGUCGUUUAGUCGUGUCCGACUCUUCGUGACCCCAUGAACCAGAGCACGCCAGGCACUCCUGUCUUCCACUGCCUCCUGCAGUUUGGUCAAACUCAUGUUGGUAGCUUCGAGAACACUGUCCAACCAUCUCGUCCUCUGUCGUCCCCUUCUUCUUGUGCCCUCCAUCUUUCCCAACACCAGGGUCUUUUCCAGGGAGUCUUCUCUUCUCAUGAGGUGGCCAAAGUAUUGGAGCCUCACCUUCAGGAUCUGUCCUUCCAGUGAGCACUCAGGGCUGAUUUCCUUAAGAAUGGAGAGGUUUGAUCUUCUUGCAGUCCAUGGGACUCUUAAGAGUCUCCUCCAGCACCAUAAUUCAAAAGCAUCAAUUCUUUGGCGAUCAGCCUUCUUUAUGGUCCAGCUCUCACUUCCAUACAUCACUACUGGGAAAACCAUAGCUUUAACUAUACGGACCUUUGUUGGCAAGGUGAUGUCUCUACUUUUUAAGAUGCUGUCUAGGUUUGUCAUUGCUUUCCUCCCAAGAAGCAGGCGUCUUUUAAUUUCGUGGCUGCUGUCACCAUCUGCAGUGAUCACGGAGCCCAAGAAAUUAAAAUCUCUCACUGCCUCCAUUUCUUCCCCUGAAGCUCAACAUCAAAAAAACGAAGAUCAUGGCCACUGGUCCCAUCAACUCCUGGCAAAUAGAAGGGGAAGAAAUUUUAUGCAUACCUCAUUAUAAAUGUCUUCUCUUGAAGGAACUCACAGCUGAGAAGGCAAAAGCCUUAAGUGUUGAGAAUAAGUUGAAGGAGCAACUGCAGACACGUGAGCAGGAGGUGACUGCUCUACAAGCCCGGAUGCAGGCCAGUUACCAGGAUCGUGAGACUGAGACCCAACAGUUGCAAGGAAAGGUGGGAUAAGUGACUUAACAGCUUUAUUUGUUGUCAAGGAUUCCUUUGGAAUUCUUUUUCUAGUGGAAGAAUGUGAAGAGCAAUAUUAGAGCUUUGUCCUGUUUGGAUCUUCUUCAUCCAAAGCACAAAUAAACAACUGGCUGUGUGACGAAGCAUUCAUAGCUACUUUGUCAUACACUAGAUUUGGCCCCUUUCUUUUUAGCUCAAAUAUAUUCAGUCUACACCAAGGGUAGGGAAGCUUUUCAGAUGGGAGGCCGCAUUACCAUGGUGGAAAACUGUCUAUGAUUGCAUUCCAUGAUUCACCCAAAAGCUGUUUCCCAUGGAAACUGAGGCAUAUAGUUAAUUCUUAAAAGUUUCACCUUCCGGUUUCUCCGUAGACUUUUAAAAGCAAAAUUGGUUUAAAAACCUCUCCUUUAAUCUAUUCCGAUAGUUCAAAGGGUGAAAAGAACUCUGUAAUGCUAUCAGAGGAUUGCAAAUAAUCAGUACCCAUCAGAAUUGCAAAUCCUGCCUUAAAGGUAAAGGUAAAGGGACCCCUAACUGUUAGGUCCAGUCUUGAACAAUUCUGGGGUUGCGGCGCUCAUCUCACUUUACUGGCCAAGGGAACCGGUGUACAGCUUCUGGGACAUGUGGCCAGCAUGACUAAGCCGCUUCUGGCGAACCAGAGCAGCGCACGGAAAUGGCAUUUACCUUCCCGCCGGAGCGGUACCUAUUUAUCUACUUGCACUUUGACGUGCUUUCGAGCUGCUAGGUGGGCAGGAGCAGGGACUGAGCAAUGGGAGCUCACUCCGUUGUGGGGAUUCGAACCGCUGACCUUCUGAUCGACAAGCCCUAGGCUCUGUGGUUUAGACCACAGCGCCACCCGCGUUCCUAAACCCUGCCUUAGAGCUAUUCAAAGCCUCACGCUUCAGAAUGCAAUGGCAUAUAAAAAUUGCAUGUAUUUGCAACAGAAACCAAGUAUGCUUCUCUGUGGAGACAUGUUGCCUUUGUGUGGCAGAGGAAGGAGCUACAAUUGCACACUUGGAGCAGCAUCAAACCCUUUUCCGUCUCAGCUGCUCCCUGCUGGCUGGGAAGGGACUCAGAGGGCUGCAUUAGGCUGUGGUGACAUCUGGCCCAUGAGCUGGGGUUCUAGUCUACAUACUGGUUGACAUGCCUGUUGACUCUCAGUUAAAAAACAAAAGAAAAAAACCGUGUAGAGUAAAAAGAGAGGCCUAGAAUCUUCAUGGUAAAGCUAUACACUUUCCAUGGUGAACCCUGAGCUGCUGCAUCUAGAUGUGAAUGAUAGCAGGGAGCUGUUCUGAUGUUGUUCUUCUUCAUUGAUUUCCAGAUUCGAACUCUACAAGAACAAUUGGAGAACGGCCCUAACACCCAACUUGCUCGCUUGCAGCAAGAAAAUUCCAUUCUCAGAGAUGCUUUAAACCAGGCCACAAGCCAGACCGAAAGCAAGUAAGAUGAACAGCAUUUUAGUUAAUGUGAAAAUGUAAUGUAAGAGGAAAGAAUUUUAUAGCAGUGGACUGUGCAGACAAUAGGUGUGGCUUCAGUGUGAAGUAUUUGAGUUAGUUACCGUAUUUUUCACCCUGUAGGACGCACUUUUCCCCCUCCAAAAUUGAAGGGGAAAUGUGUGCGUCCUAUGGGGCGAAUGCAGGCUUUCGCUGAAGCCUGGAGAGCAAGAGGGGUCCCGCCGGGCUCCCUAGGCUUGCGGAUAGCCGCCUGUUCUGGGGGCUGGGGUCGGGGGAAGCUCGGCUUUCCCCGUCCCAGCCCCGCACCUGGGGGGGGGAAAUAAUUUUUUUUCUUUAUUCCCCCCCCCAAAAAAACUAGGUGCGCCCUAUGGGCCGGUGCGCCCUAUAGGGCGAAAAAUACGGUAGGUGCUAACACUGAAUAAUUUCUUUAUUGUGUGAAUUCUGUUCUGAGAAUAUUCACUUAGUAGGCAACAUCCAGAACAGUUGAUCAUUGUCAUGAUAGACAAUUUUUCCCCCAACCCACUAUAAAAAGGUAGGGGUUGUUCUCUUUUUCCAGUCUCUUGCUAUCACUGAUUUUGCAGCAGCGAUCAAUUUAGUUGUCACCUCUGGAUCAUUUUUUAAGAUGACCGUUUUAAAAUAACCAAAUAUAAUAAUCUUGGGCAUGAAAGGUAUAUAGCAUUUCCCAAAUAACCACAGAUAUUGAAUUCCAGAAUUGCAUUUGAGGACAUUCCUUCCAAAUAUGCAUAAAAUCUGUUUUAAAUAACUGCUUCUCCAACAGUUAUCAUGCCCUAAUAUCUAUACAGUAUUAAAUUUAACUUACGUGGAGUAUCAUUCUCAAAGAAUAUUAUAAUAGUUCUCCUUCAAAUCAGCAGAUAACAAUUUAGGUGGAACAUUUGCCUGUAACCUUUUCCAUUAUUUCAUGUUCCUGUCCCUUAUAUAUGCUUGUGGCAAGAGAAAAAAAUAGUGACCUAUAUUGCUAGGAAAAUAUGGAUGGUGAGGAAACAAGUUGCUGACACAUUUUCAUUUUUCAAAUGUUGCAUAUAGGCAGAUUUUACAGUUCUUUAAAAUCGGAAUUGUUUUGAAGCAAGCUUGACCCACACCUUACUGUUUCAACUUUUGCAAUUCAGACAAAACGCUGAACUGGCCAAACUGCGUCAGGAAUGUAGCAGACUAGGCAAAGAGUUGACUGAAAAGUUGGGCACAUUACAGCAGGUGGAAGAACAGAAAAAGGUCUUGGAGACGAAGGUUGCUGCCUCUGAAGAGCAAAUCCGUCAGCUCCAGGUCAGUAACAGACAGGUACCAAUAAUUCUAUGCUUACAGUGAAAAGAUUGCUAGAAGUUGAAAGAUUUGGAUUCUGUUCCUAGUCAUGGCAGAUUUGCGUCCCACUGUAAAGGCCCUUCAGAUAUCCAUGGGGCAGGAAAUCAGUAGGGUGGCCUCUGCCCCCUGCUGUGUAUGUCACCAUUCAAGUCACAUGGUUGCAGGGCUAUUAUUCAUCUAUGCACCCUGAUGUUGUAUGGACUUGUCAUAUGCAGCUGUUUGACCGAUGCACAGUCUGUAAUUAAGGAAAAUGUGUUACUCAACAGAUCAUUUGGGUUCAAAUGGUCUGUUUCAUAGACAAAGCCUUUUCCCCACAUUGGAAGAAUGAAAGAAUGAGUGAGUGAGUUGGUUAGUUAGUAUACUAUCCUUCAUCCGUAGAUCUCAAGGUGUUUCACAACAGAAAAAUCACAAAAUGCAUAGGAAUUACAUUCUGUAGGAAAUAGUUUUCCAUUUAUACACAAUACUGCAUAUUCAUCUUAAGACUGAUAUGAAACUGUCUCUUAUCUAAUUCAGAUGCAUCUGGGGCCAUUAUAAAGGGUCUCAUAAGAUCUGGCCCUUUUGGCACAACAUCUAAGGCAGGCAUAGGCCAACUCCAGCCCUCCAGAUGUUUGGGACUACAAUUCCCAUCAUCCCUGACCACUGGUCUUGUUAGCUAGGGAUGAUGGGAAUUGUAGUCCCAAACAUCUGGAGGGCCGGAGUUGGCCUAUGCCUGAUCUAGGGCACCUUUCCAUUCAGGAAAUCAGUGGAUGGGGUCUUUCAUUCAGCAGAUCUGUUUAGGGUUCUGGAAGCAUGGCACAUUGGAGGAUAAGAAGACUGUUGUAUCCCUCCAGUCCCGGAAUUUGUCAUACUUUGUGUCAGCUCUGUGGCCAGUGGGCAACAAACAGAAAGCAUGAUGGGCUUUAGAGACAAGUGGACAGGGAGGAUCUGGCCAGGAACUGCUGUUCCCUGUUCUGCCAUUACAACAACCCCAUGCCUGCACGUCUCAGGGUGAUAAAAUGGAAUAAGCUCAUGAACAACUCUAAGGAAACUGCGUUGGACGCAGAUUCAUUUAUUUAUACCUGCUUUCCUGAAUGUACCUGCACUGGAAAGCUGCAGCAAUUGUUGCUUUCUGGUACUCGUGACAAAUAAAUAUGUGUGCUUCACGUGUGACAAAGUUCCUGAAUAGCAGUGAUAUCCAUGGAGUCAUCUGUGAAGCUGUCUUCAUGACUGUGUGCAUGCUUGAAUGAAUGAAUCUUUAGUUCCGUCAUCCAUCGACCAUAGCAAUAAGACGACAAUACGAUAUACAAAGCAUAGAAAUAAAAAGUCAAUUAUAGAAAAUACAUUUUAGGGUUUUGAAUCAAUAGUCAAACAGUGGAUGUUAUUCUAAUUGCCCCAGCUAAAAACCUGGCAACCUUUGCUGUCACCUGCUCAUCUUGAUCUGUAUGCAUACUUUGGGAAGUACAGGACAGGAAUUGUCACGGCAAUAAUCAGGGCUAUCCCAGGAUGUUUUGCCACCGAAGGCAAAACGGAAAACACCCUUGCCUCCUCCUCUGGCAGCGGGUGGUGGGCUUUGGUUGUGCAGUGGAUGAGGAGGCAGCCAACAGGUGCAGGAGGCAGUGAGGAGGGUACUCCAUGGAGGCUGGAUCUGCUGCCCUGAGGCAACUGCCUCACUGUACAUCAUAGGCACAGUGCCUGGUACGACAUGCUAGAAGCCAUGUGGCUUUCAAAAAGUCACCCUGUGCUUUUGUCUCCCAUCUUAAUUUUGAUCCCACCUCCUUCAUGCAGAUAUCCCAAAAAGAAAAGGAGGCGCCACUGCAGAAAAGCUUGGAAGAGAUGGGCGAAGAACUCUCCAAAUCCCAAGCCAGCUAUCAGAGCUUGCAGAAAGAGCUGGGAAAGGCAAAAGAGCAGCAGUCCAGUCUUGCUGGUGAGAUCGCAUUGUAGGGAGGAUGUCACAAAAUCCUCCGUCUGGCACACACCCCUCUAAAAUAAGUCCCCCCCCCCACUAUAAUGACCCCCCAACUAUUAGCUAGUACAGUCAUACCUCGGGUUUCAGACGCUUCAGGUUGCACGUUUUCGGGAUAAAGACACGCCAAAACCCGGAAGUACCGGAAUGGGUUACUUCUGGGUUUCGACGCUCGCGCAUGCGCAGAAUCGCAACCCGUACGUGUGCAGACGCGGCGCGGUGGGUUGCAGACGCUGCGCCUCCAGCAUGGAUCAUGUUCGCAACCCCAGCAUCCACUAUAGUAAAUUUGUUUGGGGUCAUGGUGCUUCUGUGAAUGGUGGUUGCCCAGUUCCAGGCUCUGAUACGUAAUCCUGAUUUUUAACAUCCAUUUCAGUUGACUUCUAGCUUGAAUUGGGACAAAAACAGCUUGGCACCAUCCUCUGGUGGCUCCAGCUCUAUCUGGCAAGCAGAUUCCAGAUGUUGGUGCUAAGGACUGUUCCUUGGCUUUGUGACAUUUAUGCUAUACAGUUCUUACAAACAACAGCAACAACUUUUCCUCCAUCAUGUUCAACAUCUACAGGUAGGUAGGUAGGUAACCUGUGGCCCUCCAGAUGUUGUUGGGUUGCGACUCUCCUCCUCCCCGAUUCUUGGCCACUCUGCCUGGGGGUGAUGGGAGUCGCAAUCCACCAGUAUCUGCACCUCGAAAAGAAGAUGAGAUGCCUGCACAUGGUUCAGAAAAGGGGAACCGAAAUGAUCCAGAGACUGAAACAACUCCCCAGUAAGCAAAGGUUGGGAGCUUUCAGUUUUGAAAAGAAAAGUCACAUAAGGGAGAGACAUGAUUGUUGUUGUUUAGUCGUGUCCGACUCUUCGUGACCCCAUGGACCAGAGCAUACCAGGCACUUCUGUCUUCCACUGCCUCCCGCAAUUUGGUCAAACUCAUGUUGGUAGCUUCGAGAACACUAUCCAACCAUCUCGUCCUCUCUCAUCCCCUUCUCCUUGUGCCCUCCAUCUUUCCCAACAUCAGGGUCUUUUCCAGGGAGUCUUCUCUUCUCAUGAGCUGGCCAAAGUCUUGGAGCCUCAGCUUCAGGAUCUGUCCUUCCAGUGAGCACUCAGGGCUGAUAUCCUUAAGAAUGGAGAGAGUUGAUCUUCUUGCAGUCCAUGGGACUCUCCAGAGUCUCCUCCAGCACCAAGAGAGACAUGAUACCUGCGUAUAAUAUUAUUAGAGAGAGUGGAUCAAGAACAGUUCUCUCUCUUUCUGUCAUAUCACCUGGGACCACCAAAUGAGGUUGAAUAGUGGGAGAUUCAGGACAAGAAAAAAGAAAUGACUUCUUCACACAGCGCAUAGCUAAAACUGUGGAAUUUGCAUCAACACAGCACAAUGAUGCCCCCCCCCCAAACCUGGACAGCUUUAAAAGGGGAUUAUUCAUGGAGGAUGAGGCUAUCAAGGACUACUAGUCUUGAUGGCUGCAUACCACCUCUGGUGUCAGAGGCAGUAACCCUCUGAUCAUCAGCUGAGAGGGAUGCUGUUGUGCUUAUGGGCUUCCUAUAGGCAUUUAGUUAGCCACUGAAGAAAAGGAUAAUUAUUAGAUUGGCCUUGACUGUCAUCCAGCAGGCUUCUUUUAAUGUUUGGUCACAGUUAAAUAAAUGUGGCUGCCGGUGCCACCAUCUCAUCUAAUUUGGCCCGAAUUCUGAAAGAAAAUGGACUAGGGCAGGAACCCCCAAACUCAGCCCUCCAGAUGCUUUGGGACUACACUUCCCAUCAUCCCUGACCACUGGCCCUUUUAGCUAGGGAUGAUGGGAGUUGUAGUCCCAAAACAUCUGGAGGGGUGGGUUUGGGGUUGCCUGGACUUCCAGAGGCAAAGCCAAGAAUGUACAUGGAAUACUGGAAUUGCACCCACCUUUAUUCCCAGUGCUGUUUAUACGAGCAGGGCUUAUUUUUAUCUUUUAUUUAUUCCACCAAGCUGGAUGCGCAGCACAAUGUUACUACAUUUCAGAAAAGCUUUGUUUCCAAACUGUUAAUGAUUUUUGUAUGGUGUAAUGAGAUGUCUGGAUCAACCUAGUUCUAUCCCAUGCUGGUUUCUCUCUUGUCCCGUUUGUGGGUGGAAUUUUUAAGGGGAAUCUUCUAAGAAAACUGUCAAGCUUUUUACUCUGUCUCUCUCUCACACACACUUAUUACACACCCUUUACGUGGUCGUCCCAAGGCUGCCACUUUCUGUAACAUUUUACAGCUGCUCGAAGCAGCUAAUACCUCCUCCACACAGUAAGUAAAUACCGUAUUUUUUGCUCUAUAAGACUCAUUUUUUCCCUCAUAAAAAGUAAGGGGAAAUGUGUGUGCGUCUUAUGGAGCGAAUGCAGGCUGCGCAGCUAUCCCAGAAGCCAGAACAGCAAGAGGCAUUGCUGCUUUCACUGCGCAGCGAUCCCUCUUGCUGUUCUGGCUUCUGAGAUUCAGAAUAUUUUUUUUCUUGUUUUCCUCCUCCAAAAACUAGGUGCGUCUUGUGGUCUGGUGCGUCUUAUAGAGCGAAAAAUACGGUAAAUAAUCUGCACAUCCAGUUUGGUGGAAUACAUGGAGGGUAGUAAUCUUGUCCCAUUCAAUGUCCUUGUAAGACCACUAGGGAUGUUGAGCUGGGUGCAGGGAAGCUAUUGGCAUAAAUUCAUGGGGGCAGCUAUCUGUUUCUUCGUACAAUUUCCAUUUUAUGACACAUUCAAGGAGGUUUUUUUGUUUUUGUUUUACCGUGUGCCCAUUAUUUAUUAACUUAUAUAAUGCUCAUUUACCAAGAUGGCUUCUAAAAGGUUUACAAGUACAGUGGUACCUCGGGUUAAGAACUUAAUUCGUUCUGGAGGUCCAUUCUUAACCUGAAACUGUUCUUAACCUAAGGUACCACUUUAGCUAAUGGGGCCGCCUGCUGCCACUGUGCCGCCAGAGCACGAUUUCCGUUCUCAUCCUGAAGCAAAGUUCUUAACCCAAGGUACUAUUUCUGGGUUAGCGGAGUCUGUAACCUGAAGCGUCUGUAACCUGAAGCAUCUGUAACCCGUGGUACCACUGUAUAUUAGCUGCUCUGAGUAGUGGCUGCCCUGGGACUACCUCGUAAGCCACAGACCCAUUGCUUAAUUCACACAUCUGUGUUCUGAUCUGUUCUUGGGCCCUGAGGAGAAUGGCCAGGGUAGAUUGACUCCAAAAGAUGCAUCCCUGUGAUGUAAGCAAGAGGAAUGAUGGGUGUAGCCUGAAUUGCAUGACCACGAGUGUUUUAUCCACCUUUAACAGAACUUCAGUCUAAACUGCUGCACUCUGAAAUGAUGGUGAAGAGUAAGGCAGAAGAACUAAACAGUUUACAGAUUAAGUUGUCGGAAGCCACUUCCAAGAAUGCAGAGCUUGCAGAGAGGAUUCAAUCGACCGAAGCCCUCCUAGAGGCAGGACAAAUGAGAGAAGCAGAGAAAAACAAAGAUGUUCAGGUCAGAGUCUUGCAAUGUCCUUCCCUGCUAGCUUCUGCUUCCGAUAACUUUUCUUCUUUUUCAGGGGUUGCCACUCCUUAUGGCACACUACUAAAGCAUCAUGGCAUUAUUACUUACCGUGCCGCUUCCUAUGUUUUUAGAUACAAUGACUGCUUUGAAGACAGUAAUGUAAUUUCAUUUCCUUCUCCCCCUGUAUAUUCAGGAAGCAAACCAAACAGAAGCCAGCCAAGUGCAGUUAAGGUAAGGCUGGUAGAAUACUGUGUUUUUGACACUGAUCAUUAAAUAGUUGGUGUGUGAUCAUUUAGAAAAGAACACUGUGAUUAAAAAUAGCAUGCCAAGACUAUUAUAUCUUUUAUUUAUAGACAGUGCUUUUUUUUCUAAAAAAAUGUUUAGGGGUUCUCUCAUUUUCCUACUCAUAUUGAAAUACUGCCCCUCAAUGAGGCCAAACUUAGAUUCACAAAAUGUUUAGGGGUAUGCGUACCCCUGCGUCCCCCCAGAAAAAAGCACUGUUUAUAGAGCUACUAGUGCGGCAGAUAAGGAGGAUUUUGUCCCUGAAAUAUAUCUUUAUUUCAGCAAGGAUUUCAACAAGGUCCCUCACAAAGUUCUUGUUGACAGGCUGGGAAAAUGUGGGCUAAUAAGUGAUGUUACUUCUGAGUGGAUUUGUAACUGGUUGAUGUACUAUAUCCAAAUAAUGCUAAUUAAUGUCUCCUCAUCAACCUGCACAGGCCUGAUAAGUAGAGUAGCAGCAGUGAUCUGUCCUGAGUGCAGUGUUGCUCAACAUCUUAAAACACACACACACACACAAUUGCAGGAAGGGAAUGAUCAUCAGAUGACACCAAUCUAGGAGGAGGAGAUAAUACCUUAGACAGAAACAGGAUUAGAAAUGUACUUGACAGGAUGAAGAACGGAGAUGAGAGCAGAAUGUUACAUUUAGGUAUGAAAAAUCAGAUUCAAAAAUGGGAUGUGUGGGAUGCCGGCUUGACAGCAGUGUUAGGUCAAGGGAACUAUAAAAAACUAUAAAAGUAUAAAAAGGAGAAUUCUCUAGAUGCCAAGAUCCAGGUUUGGGGCAUGUACUCUUUGGUGAGAGAACCCCAGCAGAGAUUUAAAAUCACAAAAUAUGCAGCAAAGUAAAGCAUGGAAAUAUAGGCUAUUGGUCCUCCAAAAUAUGUCCUUGUGAGUUCCAAAACUUCCCUCUUCCCCCAGCAUAGGAAAAGACCACUUAUCUUGCAAGUUAAAAACAGUGGUGCCCCGCAAGACGAAUGCCUCGCAAGACGGAAAACCCGCUAGACGAAAGGGUUUUCCGUUUUUGAGUUGCUUCGCAGGACGAAUUUCCCUAUGGGCUUGCUUCGCAAGGCGAAAAUGUCUUGCGAGUCUAGAGAUUUUGUUUUCGCUUUCCCCCCCCUUUAUCUAAUCUGCUAAGCCUUUAACAGCCUUUAAUAGCCUUUUAGCAGCUAAUCCGCUAAGCCUUUAAGCCUUUAAUAGCCGCUAAACCGCUAAUAGCGCUAAUCCGUUAAGCCGCUAAUAGGGUUGCUUCGCAAGACGAAAAAACCGCUAGACGAAGACUCUCGCGGAACGGAUUAAUUUCGUCUUGCGAGGCACCACUGAAUUUGUUUACUUACAAAUUCUUCAACGGUUCAUGAGCUUUUCCAUACAGCACCCAGAAAAAAGUUGCUCAGGCAGCAAAACUUGGCUUAGUUUUAGUGGUGAAAGUCCCUAAAUUAUUGGUAUAGGAAUUCAAGAGUAGCUUAUAAGAGCCAUGCGGUCUGAGCUGCAGCUUUGCGGUCUUAGCUGCAAUUACAAGCUCAGACCUCCUCACAGGCUUGAUUGCCCAGCGCCUCCCAAGGUGAGCUAAGCCCAGCAGGAUAGUUUACUCUGUUGUUGUUGCUCGUUUCAUUUCUAUAAUCCUUUGUAUUUUAAAGAAAAGAACUCAAAGCAGUUUACAACCAACAUCAUAAAAAAGAAUCUAGAAUAAAACAGAAGUACAGAAGAAAGUCAACUAUAAAGUAUAUUCAAAGCAACAUAAUUAGCAGGAAGCUAAAACAGGGGUCGGCAGCCUAAGGCCCAUGGGCCGGUAGCAGCCCACGAGGCUUGUCUAACUGGCCCAUGGCGACCCCUGCCACCACCCCCCGCCGCUGCCCACCCGCUCUUACUGGUGCGGUGCGGCGCGGGGACUGACUUCCGGGUUGAUGGUGCCUGUGUGGAUGCGCAUGGGCGCUCCUCCGACCCAAAUGUGUGCCGGAAAUAGAAUGUGCGGGAUGGAGACGCGCCCGUGCGCAUGUGCAUACGCUAUUUCCAGCGCACUUCCGGGAUGGAGGAGCGCCAGAAAUAGCGUGUGCUCAUGGACACGCUCCAGCCCAUCCUCCGACGGACGGAGCAUCGACCGGCCCAUCCUCGGAUAAGGUUGCCGACCUCUGAGCUAAAAUAUUACCGUAUUUUUCGCUCUAUAGGAUGCACUUUUUCCCCUCCAAAAAUUGAGGGUAAAUGUGUGGGCGUCCUAUGGAGCGAAUGCAGGCUCCUUGGCUUCAGCGAUAGCAACGCUAAGCCUCUGAAGCGCAGAGGGAGAGCUCCCUCUGCACUCCGGAGGCUACGCGUUGCUUUCGCUGAAGCCUGGAGAGCGAGAGGCGUCGGUGCACCCUAUGGAGCGAAAAAUACGGUAUCUUCAAGAUUUCAAAAUAAAACAUUACUAAAGGAAGUCAAAUAUAAAAUGAGCAUUUAAAACAGCAUAGAUAGCAAGGAAAUAAAAUAUUGUUGCAAGUGUAGAACUUAGCUGCUGCUGCUGUUGCUGCCAAUCCUGCCAAUGGUGGUUCAUGGCAGAUGGCAGCUGUGGAAGCUUAGGCUCAGUGACCUGGGUCUGCUCUAAGAGACAGCCAAGAUGGUCUCUGGCCUCUUCAGCAGCCUCAACUUUUGCAGUUGGAGCAGAUCUUCCUGAACUCACAGCCAAGGUGGCUUCUGGCCUGUCAGCAGCAUCAGCUGUUGGUCUUAACACCUUCAUACGUUGAUUAGACUAACAAUGGCUAAACCAACCUGUGUGUUGCAAUAAAGAAAUCACACCCUAUCCUACCAUGCCUUUCAUUCCAAAAAUUGCUAAAUGGCUACCAUUGAUGCUCAAAUUGGCUCAUUCUUUGCUUUCCUUGUUUUAUCUGUGGUGUUCAGCUAUGGGUGAUGUUCAGCUAAGUUUUACUCAGAGUGAGUAGAUCCAUUGAAAUUAAUUUCAGUGAGUCUACUGUGAAUAAAACUUAGUUGAACACCACCCUUUGUUAUUUAAUGUAGGGUUGCCAGUUUCCAUAAUCUAAUUAAUCAUUCUUUUGAGGAAGGAAUCCCACCAUAUUAACAUAUAUUUAAAGGUUAUCCUCUGAGGGAGUGCUGUACAGUGGACCCUCGGCUUACGUUACCCUUGGGUAACAUAAACUUUGGGUUGCGAAAGUGGCAAACCCGGAAGUAUUUUUCUAGGUUUUGCCACUCUCACAUGCGCAGAAGUACUCUACGCACCGCGUGCAUGCACAGAAGCGGUCCUCUGGUUGCGAAUUCCUCGGGAUUCAGCCGGACCUCCGAAACAGAUCCCAUUCGCAACCAGAGGUACCACUGUAUCUUCAAAAUAAUAAAUAAUUGUGUGUGUGUGAAACUGUAUAUUGUGGAAUAUUACAGAUAAUUAAUUUGUAAAUCUUCUUUCUGCUUUAGAUUCCAAGGCGUAUCCACACAGGUCACCACAUUAGAGAAUGAAGUUUCUGAACUGAAAAAUACAGCUGAACAGCUGAAAAUAAAAAACAAUGUGAGUUAAGCCGACUGUAUUAUUUCCCUAAUAUAACGAGGACUUUGGGCUGGUUUUAUGAGAGCUGUCCUCCAUUUUGGGCACCUGCAGAUUUGUAUCUAUGAAGAUUGCUUAUAUAAUGAAAGCCAGGAGUUAAUUAGAAAGAAUUAAGAAGGGAGCAUAGUGAAGGUAUCUUAGCCUUCAAAGCAAGUAUGAGAUAGGAAACUGAAAGAAUACACUUAACCUGAAAGGCACUGCAGGGUUCCAAUUGGUGUAUGUUGGUAUGUUUUUUUUAAAGAGCCAACUGUAUCAAAUACAUGAAAUGGAUUGACAAGGAGCUGGAGGCAGGGGUGUGGGUGGGUGUCCGUCUUUCUGUCCGUCCAUGUGCAGAUGUAUUUUUCCAUGCGUCUGCAGGCACAAAUACGGAACCGGCGUAAAUUUGUAAUUAGAAUAUUUUAACAAGGCAAUAUCUUAAAAAUAAAGAAACACAGAAGAAACCAUUUGGGAGAUAAGCAAGUAAAGGAGAAUAUAUGUAAAAGACGAUAAAGAAGAAAAGUAGUUCUCAAGAGAAAGAGAUACGGUGGACGCUCGGGUUGCGAACGUGAUCCGUGCGGGAUGCACAUUCGCAACCCUCUGCACAUGCGCGGGUUGUGCUUCAGCGCUUCUGCGCAUGCGCGACUGCUGAAACCCGGAAGUAACCCGUUCCGGUACUUCCGGGUUUCGGCGGUCCGUAACCUGAAAAAACGCAACCUGAAGCGGCUGUAACCCGAGGUAUGACUGUAUUUGAUUUAAGUUGCAGCAACAUAAAUCACAUUAAAGAUUCCAGCAGUUUUGAAAACGAACUUGAGUUUCCUCAUGGGGAUGGUUGAAUUGCUGUCCUUAAAGUUUUGUGGCAGCCUUCCUACAAAUAAACAGUUUGUUUCUGGUGUUUGUUUCCAACAGGAGCUGCAGGAGAAGAAUUUAGAAGCCAUGGAGGCCCUGGCUUCUGUGGAAAAGGCAUGUGAAGAAAAGCUGCUGUCUUCAACUAAGGCAAAGGUUAGCUUUCCUGUAAACCAGGGGUCAGCAAACUUACCGCGCCUUGGGCCGGAGUCUCCAGCGCUGAACGCGUGAUGAGCUGGAGGGCGGGGGAGCGUGUGCCCAUACGCAUGCCCAUACACGUGCGCACACGCUAUUUCCAGUGCACUUCCGGGUCAGAGGAGCACCAGAAAUAGCUUGUGCGCAUGUGCACGGGCCUCCUCCGACCCGGAUGUGCACUGGAAAUAACGCUUGCGCAUGCGCAAAUAAUGCUUGCACAUGUGCACAAGCUAUUUCUGAUGCUCCUCCGACCCAGAAGUGGGCGGGGGGGUUGCCGCGGGCCGGAUAAACGAGUCCCUCGCGCCUUAUCCGGCCCGCGGGCCUUAGUUUGGGGAUCCUUGCUGUAAACUCUGCAGUAUUUUGUACCAUACAGUGACAUCAUAUAUGAGCCACACAGCUUCAUCAGGACUGGACUAGAUUUGGCAGGCUCUGUUGCAGGAGGAGGAAGAGGAAGGAACCAGGAAAAGAGUGGGAACCUGAGUUGCAGGAGAGGAGGUCUCCCCUUCCCACCUUUAUGUCUGUUCUUUGGGAAAGGGCCCAUGGUUGCUGGCUCUCCCCUAAGACUUUCCUGUGAAACGCCUCAUUAAAGACUAGGGAAGGCUUUGAUCAGCCAGUGGUGGAAUUUGAGCAGAUGACCACAACUGAACAAGAGCCCAAACAGGAGGGUGCAGUCUUGCCCCCUAAAACUAGACACCUGUUUGUGAAUGGAAGCAGACUCCCCAGUCUUCGAGGAGCACACAUUUUCAAUCUUGACAUUACCACAAGUCUUGUGAGCGUAAACCACCUCGUCUUUAAAAGAGGGUUGGGGAAACUUGUUGGGACAACUUCAUUGCUUCUGCCCAGUUCUAAACCCCUUACGCUGCCCCAGAACUUCUGUAUUGUGACUCCUGAGCACCAGGUCUGCUUUCCAGCUUGUACUUGAAUACGGUUGCAGAAGUAAAGACUUCUUUCUUACUUCCAAGUAAGAGUAUCUGUCUAUAUGCAGGGGUAGGCAACCUAAGGCCCACUCGCCUUCUAAAUCUGGCCCAUGGACGGUCCGGGAAUCAGCGUGUUUUUACAUGAGUAGAAUGUGUGCUUUUAUUUAAAAUGCAUCUCUGGAUUAUUUGUGGGGCAUAGGAAUUCGUUCAUUCCUCCCCCCCCCCAAAAAAAUAUAUAAUCCAGCCCACCACAUGGUCUGCGGGACGCGGACCGGCCCAUGGCUGAAAAAGGUUGCUGACCCCUGGUCUAUAUGUGUUGUAUGGGAGCCUCAUCACUCUCCACACCCCUGUUUCUGGUGCAGGAAAGAGUGGGAAGGCAAGAGAUGAGCUGGAACCCAUUCUUGCCCCUUAUCUAUCCCCCAGAGGAGGGGGAAAGUUGGCCACCCAACCAAUUGAAGUGGAAGAACCACAGUGCAGAGCAACAUGAAGCCUCUUAAAGGGUACCUGCACAUUUUGCUUCAUAGCUUUUUUUUCCUGGAAGAGCUGGAGACUUAAAAAAAAAUUCAAGCUCACUCUCUGACUUCUGAUUGGGGCUGCUAAUGAAGGCCUUCAUGGACCCCAUGGGGCAGAAGAAAAUAUCCCCAUGUACUGUUCAAAAUUGGUUCAUAGACAGGAAAGAAAAGAUCAUGACCUGGAUAUAUGAAGAACUCUCCUUUUCUAACUAGACAAAACACACUCCAUGUGUGUUGCUCUUAAUACCCUUCCAGGCUAAACAAGAAAAUGAUGAUGAUGAUGAUGAUGAUAAUAAUAAUAAUAAUAAUAAUUUAUUAUUUAUAUCCUGCCCAUCUGGCUGGACUUCCCCAGCCACUCUGGGCGGCUCCCAACCAAAUAUUAAAAACACAAUAUAGCAUUAAACAUUAAAAACAUCCCUAAAACAAGGUGGUUUUCAGACCAACCAUCUUGAGUUGGCUGAGGGUCUGCAUUCUUCUGUUUUAGGAGUAGCUGGGUAACUCAAGGGCAUAAGUAAUCCCUCGGUGCCCCCUUUUUCAUAUCAGUAGGUGGUGGCCACUGGUCCUACAAACACAUAUGUCUUGGGUAGCCUGUUAUUUUUUGUUGACUUAAGAAAGAAUAUGGAGAAACAAAACUUGGAAUGUGGGGGACAAAUUGGAGGCAAACCUAUGCUCUCUGGCAACAGAGUGGGCAUUCAACAGAGAAGUACAGUCAGUCCUGUCUCCGUGGAGAAUGAACCUGUUUGGCAUACAUGCCUGCCACAUUCACUCUUUAGGUGUACAUUUAAGGUUGUUUGACUGUGGACAGUGUUAGAGUUGCUGCGACAGAAUCCCUGAUCCCUAUAGAGUAGAAAAGAAUUUGCUCUCCAUCACAAGAAUGAGUUUCAAAGCUUUACUGAAAACAAUCUUUAAAAAGUUACAAAGAAAUAUUACAAAAAUACAAAGGAACAUAUUGCUGUUUAACAAGUUAGCAAUGUGGUCCUGUCUUCCUUUUAGUCCUUAAUACUGUUUAAUAAACUGCUGGCUCCAUUGCUGACAAAGAAACUGACCUUCUCAGUUUUCACCUUCCUGCUUUGAGAGAUCUGCAGCUUGGGGUACUGGGAUGAGUCAUCAUUUAACCCAAAGACUGAAACAGAAAACUCUUAACCUUUUCUGCCGCAUUUGCCAGAGUGAAACAUCUUGCUUAGUGCAGACUUCCCUACUUUGCAAAUGCAAACUUUUACCUAAGAUUUUUCAAACUUCAAUGCAUAUAAAUAUUACAUUUUAUACAUAUUAAACUUAUAUCUUUAACAGACAGGCUCGUAGACUGACACACAUCCGCUCAAGAGAUACUCAAAGAUGUCUUAAGAUUCCUGUUAAUCAAGAGAAAGGUGUAAAGUCAUUUUCAGUUUUUGAAAGUCUUUCUUUGUUCUUCCAGGAAGCAUUGGAGCAACAGCUUGGAUUAAUUCAGGGACAAACAAUGAAGGUUCUCUUGUCCCUCUUCCCACAGAUCCAGUUAGGUGAUCAGCAGGUAAGCAGCAAUUGUUGCUUAAUGCUCUCCAGACCUAAAAUGCAUUGUGAUUAAGGCAGUUUCAAAUGGAAAUAACAUUAAAAAAAUAAAUAAAGGGAAAGAUGCACAGCAAAAUAAUGCUAUGCACGCAUGUUUCUGGGUUCAGUCCUCUGUACUUCCAGUAACAAAUGCCUCUGGCAGUGGGGCAUCAAGGGUUGCUGCCAGUCCAGGGGCGCCAUGGUUCAAUGGGCAGCUUCAUCACUUAAUUUGUUGUUGUUUAGUCAUCUUAGCCGUGUUCAAUUCUCCGUGACCCCAUGAACCAGAGCAUGCCUUGGAAACUCACUUUCUUCUCAAAGCUUCUCCUUUUUUAUGUCCAUGGAGUUUUCUUGGCAAAAUACUGGAGUAGUUUGCCAGUUCCUUCUCCAGGUGGAUCACAUUUAGUCUAAACUCUCAGCUAUGACCUGUGCGUCUUGGAUGGCCUUGCACGGCAUAGCUCAUAGCUUCUCUGAGUUAGUCAAGCCCCUUCGCCAUGACAAGGCAGUGAUCCAUGAAGAGGCAUCACUUACAUAGGAAAGCGAAAUUAAGACAGUGAGCUACCUAAUGGCUGUGAGUAAAUGGAGUCGUACUGGCACAUCUUUUAAUGCAAACUAUACUAGCAACACGGGACGCGGGUGGCGCUGUGGGUUAAACCACAGCUGAUCAGAAGGUCGGCAGUUCGAAUCCCCACGACGGGGUGAGCUCCCAUUGCUCGGUACCUGCUCCUGCCAACCUAGCAGUUCGAAAGCACGUCAAAGUGUAAGUAGAUAAAUAGGUACCGCUCUGGCGGGAAGGUAAACGGCGUUUCUGUGUGCUGCUCUGGUUUGCUGGCCACAUGACCCGGAAGCUGUACGUCGGCUCUCUCGGCCAAUAAAGCGAGAUGAGCGCCGCAAUCCCAGAGUCUUCUGAGACUGGACCUAAUGGUCAGGGGUCCUUUACCUUCAUACUAGCAACACAGUUUAUGCUAAGGACCCAAGUCUAGUGGGAAGCCCUUUCUGCGAAGCUCCUUUAAGUCUUAUUAGCAAAUGUGUUCCUGAAAGGAAAGUUUUGUUGGUUAAAAUCAUUCCCCGCAAGAAAGUGGUGAGGAACCACUGUACAUUAGAGAUAUUUUUUAAAAUAUUAAGGGUUUUAUAAAUGGUGUAAAUAAAUAAAUUAAAAAAUGGUAUCCCAAACCCAGGACAGUUGGUUUCUGUGCUUUUGGCUGCUGGGUCACUGGUUUUUAUUGGACUGGGAUGUUAAAGUCUUAAGCUGGUUGAGGAGAGAAGGAGUGUUUGAAGGCAGCAGACAAUGUUAAAAAGGGAUCCAUAAGGGGAGAUUAAGAGAAGGUAAGGAAGAAGAAAUUGAGACAGAGUGAUUUAGACAAGUGCAAGCUCUUAAAUAUGGACAGACUGUUGAAAGUAUGAGCUGGAAGGGAAUAUAAUACUCAGCAAUGUUUAUGCACUUCAUAAGCCCAGAGUGGCUGGGGAGGCCCAGCCAGAUGGGUGGGGUAUAAGUAAUAAAUUAUUUUUAAUUAUUAUUAUUAUUAUUAUUAUUAUUAUUAUUUGUUUCCUUCUCAGGCGUAUGGUGAAUGGUUGCAACAGUUUAAAGAAAAGGCUUUGGAAACGCUUCAGUCGCAGGGUGCAAAAACAGAACCUGUAGGUAUAAUCUGCAAAUACCCUCACAUGAAAAGUGUUAUACAACACAGUAACAAAUAUCGUGGGUGGACCAUACUAAUAAGGCCUCAUUUGGAGAACUUGACAUUGAGCCACACAAUAGCGGCGGAGGUUUUCUUUCUUGAAUAGCAGCUGAACGGGCAGCAAUAGCAACGUCCCUCCUAUGGAAGGGAGGCAAUUUUUAUUGGGAAUCCAGUGCAGUAGGAAACCCAUGAACCCCAACUGGGCCUGUCUGUGGCUAGUACAAUUGUACCUUAGAUCCUGAACGCCCUGGAACUUGGACAUUUUGGCUCCUGGACGCCGCAAACCCGGAAGUGAUUUCUCUGGCUUGCUUGCAAACGUUCUUUUGGAACCCAAACGUCCGACGGGGCUUCCGCAGCUUCUGAUUAACUACAGGACCUUCCUGCAGCCAAUCAGAAGCUGCAAUUUGGUUUUCGAACGUUUUGGAGGUCGAACGGUCUUUCAGAAACAAACAGAAAAUCACACAAACCAGACCCAUUGGAUACAAUCACACACAUUGUAACAUAUUGUGUAGUUUGAUUAUUUGUCUCGUGGCAGAUACCCAUGUUUGAGGAAGGCUAAUAACUUGGUGUUAAAGAAAACAUUUGUUUAUAUAUAUAAUUUUUAUUGGUUUUUACACGUUUUCCAAACGUAACUUCCCAUUUUAAACAACAUAACGAACCUUUGGCUAUCACAGCCUAGGACUUCCAUCAAACUCAACUGAUGGUUUUCUAACUUCCUUUCUAAUUUUGCAUUUUAUUAUUAUAAUUAUUGCUAUAAAGUCCAAAUCCUAAAUAAACUCCUUCUUAGUCCUCUUUCGCAAUAAUUCAUAUCGUUCUCCUUACAAAACUUCUUGUAACCCUACAAGUGAUGCCAAUUGAUUACAAUUGUCUUUCAAAUAUAUCAUGAAUUUCUUCUAGUCCUUCAGGAAAGUCUGGUCUUGCUGGUUCCGAAUUUUCCCAGUUAAUUUCGCCAACUUGGCAUAAUCCAUCAAUUUCAUAUGCCACUCUUCUUUUGUUGGUAAUUCUUCCAGCUUCCAUCGCUGGGCUAACAGUAUCCUUGCUGCAGUUGUCGCAUAUAAAAACAAUUUUUAUCACACUUAUGAAUCUCUGUACGUACAAUACCAAGUAAAAGGGCUUUUAGGCUGUUUUUUUAACAAAUGUAUAUUUCAACAUUUUAAAAAUCUCAUUAUAAAACAUUUCCCAGAAGUUCUUCACUUUCUUAAAUUCCCACCACAUAUGGUAAAAAGUACCUUCUUUUUCCUUACAUUUCCAACAUUUAUUAUUUGUUUCAUACAAUUUAGCUAAUUUCACUGUUUAAUUUGUUUCAUACAUUUUAGCUAAUUUCACUGGUGUUAUAUACCAUCUGUUCAUCUUUUUCAUUAUAUUUUCCUUUAAAGCACUGCAGGCAGUAAAAUUUAUUCCCUCCAUAAUUUUCCCCAAUCUUCUAAUUGUAUAUUAUGACCAGUAUCUUUAGCCCAAUGUUAAAUAAAAUAUUUGGGCUCACCCCUCCUGCCACUCUUAGUCAAAAUAUCUUCCAAAGCCCUGGAAGAUUCCUUCUCCCAUAUGCUGCUCCUCCCCACCCCAGUGUGCACACAACAGUUUGAAAGCCUUGAAUCUCCUUAAUGUAACAGGUCUAAGUAAGCAAAACGUGUUGCAUGGGCACAUAUUUUGCUUAAAAGAGGAUGGCAAAUCCUAAAUCACAGUCUAGAGGAGAAAACAAACAGUAUCCAAAUCUACAUUUUAUUUUCCCCAGAUGUAAAGUGGGUCAAGCCGAUUUAAAAUGGCACCAGGGGAGGAUUUUGAGUCCUGGGCGUGGGAGGGUUUCUCACUCACUUUUUAUAAUAAAAAAGCACCCUCCCUCAAGCUGGAGAAGACCACCAGCGAUCACGAUGAGUUGUAGCCAGUAUAGCUCUAAGUGAAGAUUUUGUCAGCACACGGAUUUCUGCUUGUACAACAUUCCCCUCUGUCCUGCCCACAUGCACCCCCUCAAUCGGUUCUUCGGGUUUCCCUCAACCCUAUGGAGCAGAUCUGAGGAGAUUUGCAGCAUGUACAGGCAGAUUAAAGGGGAGGAAGGUCCCAUUGCAGAAGGGGAAAUCCUUGCAUGGAUGGGAUGAAUUAGUUCCAUAUUGGCCAAGUCUAGCAAGUAGUUUUGCCUUUCAGUAUUUACUUGUGUAUUCUCUGAAAUUAUUAUAUAAAUGCAUUUGUGUAGUAUAUCAUACCCACUCUGAUUUUGGCAUGCUGAAUUUUGUGGCAUUUUUAGGGUUGGGGUUGAUGGACUUUUUGGCUGCUUUCAACUCUGGUAUUGAAUCUACUCAGUGCAGUUUCCUCUAAAAGCUUGUCUCUGAAAUGUGUUUUUAGGAGAUGACACUUCCUUUAAGAGAAGCAAAUGAGGCAAUGAGUGCCCUGCAAGCAGAAUGUGAUCAGUAUAGGACCAUUCUUGCAGAGACAGUAAGUGAAAUUGUUUAUAUUACAUUGAGUCCAGUUGACUGGGUACUGCUCAGAAAAGUUGUUUUCCCGUAAGGGCCAUUGUUUCAGUACUUUGCUUGUCCUGGGUAUUAUGUACUGAAGUUCUCACCCUGGGCCAGCAGGAGGAUACUGUAGAUAGUUCAGGUCCACAUAUGCAAAUAAGGGAUCGAAAGUGACAUUCAGUGGUUGGAUAGUUACAGAAAGUGGUUACUGUUGCGUUGUAGUGGAGCUCUAUAUAAGCAGGCUGGCUGAACCCUUCACUUCAGUUCUGUUCUGGCCUGUGAAUAAACAAGAGCUGUAUGAAGAAUCGCUGUGUUGUCUGAUAUGUUCACCCACAACUUAACACUGGGAUAGAUGCCACUUUUGGACAUUCUACUCUAUAAGAGACCUGUUCUGCUCCAGAGGAAGAACUGAGGAGAAAGAGAUUUUCUGCAAGCAAUAGCUUUUCCACCUGUCUUGCCCCACCCUCCAGCCCCGGGAGCCUUUCCCAGACUAUGACUCUGAAAACAGCAGAAACAACCUGGAAGAAAGGAGUUCAGGGAUAGUUUUCUCGGAACAACGGAUGUGAUUAAUUAUUCUGUGUUUAACAGUUUUUAAGUUGUUAGUUUUUCCAAGUUCUGGAACUGAGCAGUCUCUUGCUCAAGAUUUGCAGAGCUAGUGGCAAGAGGACCAACUCAUCUAAUGAGGAGAAUGAACUUCAAAUGUAAAGUCCUUUCUAUUCUCAGUUGUGUUUUCAUGCUUUGUUUCUCAAAACUAGGAAAGGAUGCUCAAAGACUUGCAGAAGAGCGUGGAGGAGGAGGAGCAGGUGUGGAAAGCGAAGCUGGUUGCAUCUGAAGAAGCACUUCAGAAGGUACUUGCCGAAGGAGAGUGUGUGUAUUCGCGUGCAUGCUUUAGAGUUGUUACCGAAACCACUUUCUCCUUGUGACCAGUAUGAGCACUUCACUGUGCAAGGAAGGUGUUUGAUCAGGUCAACCAUCACUUUCCACUGUGCAGCGCAGAGGUGAUGGUGAAAUAUCUCAUUGGUUCACCCCUCUGCCAACGAUAUUAUUCCAUGUCCAAAAAUUAGGCACUUCCCCUCAGGCGGUUUAGAUAAUGGAGGUGAACGUGUGUAGCUUUUUCAGUUAUGUGUUAAGGAAGAACUGCCUGAGAUCUAUGGGUGAAGGGCAGUAUAUAAAUUUAAUUAAUUAGUAAUGAUGAUGAUGAUAAUAAUACACAGCUGGAAAUUCUCUACUUGCAACUUCACUUUCAGCCGAUAGCCCUUAGGUGUUUUGCCUUGUUGAGCCCAAGGCAUGUAAGCAGAACUCUAGAUGGCAUAUCUGUGCCAAGAUAUCUCUCAAGUGAAAAUAUUAACGGUAAAUGCUAUACACUAAUGCUCUAAUUUCUGGUCCCUUGGGUGUGGGAAAUGCUUCAUUUAGUCCCAGGACCAAAUGAAAUCUCUUGAAGAUGAUGUGGAGAAGUUAAAGAUGGAACUUCAGAAUACAGACAAGGUAUGGAAGCAUUCCAAGACUCCAGAAGGAAAGUACAUGAAAAAUUUGAAAAUGGGGCAUUUUACCUCUUUCCUUUAGACUGUGGGACAUGAAAUUGGCUAACGCAGAGCAAGCCCAAAGCAUGACUGGGAUGGGGAAUCCCAACCCAGCCUUUCCUUAAGAGGAGGGAGGGUUUCUUGUGGUGUCCAGGAAUGUAUAAGUAUGAUCCCAAUGCAAAUUUUCUGGUAUAAGGGGGAAAUGUGAUCUUAACAGCUUCCUGUUGUUCUCCCUGCCCCCCACUUUUUUAACAGCUGAAAGAAUACACCUCUCUUUUGGAAGCACAGCUGGAAAAUCACUUGGCAACAGCCAACUCCGAACGUCAGAAUUACAUGAAAGAAGUUGAGCAUGUAAGUGUUUGUGAGACAUUUGAGUUCUUAGGGAAAGAUCAUGAUUUGGAGAAUUGGUGGCUGAAAAGGUUAAGGAAAUAAUCAUGUGGUGUCCGCGAAGAAAAGUAGAUGCACCUUUUCAAGCUCGUGGUAAAGGAAUAGGCAUUCUUUUGAGUUACAGAGGACUAUUCUGUGAUUCAGCAGAAAGUGUUCACAGGUUCAGUGUGGGGGAAAAUAGUAAAAGGGAUUUGCCAUUUCAUAAUCUAGACCCCUGAUUGUUAAAACACUUCUUUGAAUGCAGUCCUACUGGGUGAAUAGAAUCUUUAUUGACUUUUGCUUUGAUUUUAAGUUGCAUUGAUGGCUUAACAAUCAAAUGAGAAGUCAAGUUAUAGAUCUCAAAUAUUAACACAAAAAGUUGUGUUUGUCCUCUUUCAUAACACUUGAAUUUCCACGGAAGCUGAAUGUUGGGAGAGUCAUGACAGAUGAAAAAAGUGAUUCUUCACACAGUUAAACUAUGAAACUUGGUCCCACACUAAGCAGUGUUGGCCACCAACCCUGAUGGCUCUAAAAGAGAAUUGGACAAAUUGAUGGGCAUAAGGUUAUUGAAGGCUACUGGCUACGGUGGCUGUUCUCUGCCUCUACAGUUCCAAAUUCCAGUUGCUGGAAACCACAAGAGGGUUCUUUUGCUUCAAUCCAGCUACUGGUUUCCCACAGGUUUUGGCCACUGUGAGAACAUGAUGCAGGUUCUCAUUAGAUUCUUAGGUUGUCUGUUCUUGGAAAACCAAGAUCAUGGAAGAGGGAGGGUGUGGCGAUCACACAGGGCCCCCGGAGGUUUGACAGUCUAUUGACCCUGUGCCACCACUGUGAUUGCCUUCUUCGCUGCCACCACCCCGCUUCUCACAGGGACACACGGAGUCCAGACAGUUGUUAACAUUAACAAAUAAUCAAAUUUAUUUUUAAAUGCAGGGACAAGCUUAUGGUUUCAAUUAAUUUUUCUUGUCAGUUUCUUAAAUCUUAGUUCCUAACAACUUCAAACUGAUUAGUCCCAACUAUCUAUCUUACUCCACCUGACAAUUCCUCUCACUCUCUCCCAAUACAACUCUACCAACCCACACCUAAUCCUCCCUCUUCCUUCUCCAAUUCCCAAACCUCAACUCCCAAACCUCCACUCUAACUUUUACUCCCCCCUUGCAUUCUCACUGGCCAAUCACAUCACACCCAUUUUAACCCUUUCCUUAUUACCCAUCCUAGGAGGCAAACGCCACAGAGGGUUUGAAGCACAGUGUGCAGAACUAAGUGCUUAAAUAGAAAGCAUGUUCUGUUGUCAGGAAAUCCUCAGAAAUACAAGAAAAUAUUUAAUUAAAAAUUGUUGUUGUUGUUGUUUAAAAGAAAUAAAUCAUUAAGUUUAACCCUGAUGGAUACCAUAAAGUAUCACACUGGAUGGAGGAGAAAUCUGUUGUAAAUGGAUUUAUGCAUGGAAUUUUAUGCGACUGAGCUUUGUUUGCAUCAGACUGCCUCCUGUAUUGAGCUCCUGCUUCUGUUAACCACUGAUACAAUUUGUUUUUUAAAAGCCUAAGUACUAUAUUAAUACUAAACAUAGAAAAGAGUCAAGCUCUAUGCCUUGCCAUAUUUCUGCAACAUAACUGAGGGCAGCUGAUUUGCAUUAGAGUCAACAUCAGUCACAUUUUUGAGCCGCAGCUCAACAUUUUCUGCAUUUUUCAGCUCAGUGGCAGAGCUGAGUUCACUGUUGAGACGCUUGCUCUGUGCUGAGCCCGACUAGGCAGAUAGAAACUUUAUUUGCAUUAGCCACUAGCCAUAGCAAUAAGAUAAGAUAUACUGGGGAUAGAGCUAAAUAGCUAGCUAUACAAAAUACAUUCUAGAGGUUUAAAGGUAAAGGGACCCCUGACCAUUAGGUUCAGUCAUGACCGACUCUGGGGUUGCGGUGCUCAUCUCGCUUUUUUGGCCGAGGGAGCCGGCAUACAGCUUCCAGGUCAUGUGGCCAGCAGGACUAAGCCGCUUCUGGCGAACCAGAGCAGCGCACGGAAACGCCAUUUACCUUCCCACCGGAGCGGUACCUAUUUAUCUACUUGCACUUUGAUGCGCUUUCGAACUGCUAGGUUGGCAGGAGCAGGGACUGAGCAACGGGAGCUCACCUCGUCGCGGAGAUUUGAACCACGACCUUCUGAUCGGCAAGUCCUAGGCUCUGUGGUUUAACCCACAGCACCACCCGUGUCCCUUUUAGAGGUUUACAUCAAUACAAAACAGACUUAAGGUUCAGCACAAACUGAACCUGCAUGGUGAAAACCAUGAGCACUGAAAGAACACAGACAAGCAGUGACCCCAUCCUUAGUUAUAUGGUCGCAGAAGGUUAUGGCUCUUCAUCUUCAAAUAAACGCUGUUUAUAUACUAAGGCAGGCAUAGGCAAACUUGGCCCUCCAGAUGAUUUGGAACUACAACUCCCAUCAUCCCUAGCUAACAGGACCAGUGGUCAGGGAUGAUGGGAAUUGUAGUCUCAAAACAUCUGGAGGGCCGAGUUUGCCUAUGCCUGUACUAAGGCACUGCAAUUGUGUCUCUGUGUGUUUUAGCUGAGACAACUGUUAUCUGAAUCCCAAGAACACCUGGACUCAAGAAAAACAGAAGCACUCAAAAAAGCCCAGGAGCUGGCUCAGGUAAAUGAUUACAUCAAGACAGAGUUUCCUCGUUGUUGUCAAUAGGAUAGUAAAACUUAUAGGCCACGGGUAAACCUCAAGCCCACAUAACAAUAUUUGAAGUCACUUCGCCACUGAUGUCAAGAUUGGGGGCUCUUAAUUUGGAGGUCUUGCAACUGCCACAAGUUAUUGUGUUAACAAUAGCAAGUUUGUUUUCACUGGUGUGUGUUGACAGUCCUAUAAAGAAACACAAGCCUCAGCCAAGUCGGUUUGGGUUCCAUACAAAAAAUAAAAUAAAAUAAACCCUGUCCACAGGAAACUAGUAUGUGAAUUUAUUCUCAAGCUCUUCACAUAGACAUUUUGGGCUAAACCACACAUUAUGCUUUAUGCUUUAUGCAUAGCAUAUAGCAGUGUCUCUUGAUUUUUUCCUUUCAUUGCUGGCAUAGAGUCAAUUUCUUCUUGAGAUUACUGAGAGGAAGAUUCAUCCCUUCACAUACCAGCCAAGAUUAGGCCGAAAACCUCUCCUCACUUUGUCUGCACCAAGAGCUUUCUCUGGUGUGUUUCUAACACACACACACACACACACACACACACACACUGCGGCUGUGCGAUUUAGGGGACAAUCAGUAGCAGGAGGGGAGCUAAUAGAUAAGUAACACAUUUAUGAGAUAUUGUGCCCCAUACUUGGAAAAACUAAAUUUCCGUUAUAUUACAAAGAGGUCCUUGUCCCAAUGUACUUUUCAUUAACAUUUCCUGCUUCCAAAUCAGCACAGCUAUUUGCAUGGGGUCUAAUCAAUACCCACAAUUACUGCUUGUACCAUACUGGAGUGGCUUUGUUUUGUGUGCCCCUCUGGAUGGUUUUCAGUUCAGUAUUAGAAGUUUAGCUUUGUAUGUGGUUUUGGACAAUGGUUUCAAUACUGGAUCUUUAAACGGGCCUGACAUUUUCAGUGUUUAAUGCACCAGGUUUGACCACAUUUUAUUAGCAUCAUUAGUGUAAUAAAAAUAUUCUAGAUGAAGUUUUAUGUGUUUAUGAUCCGCCUUCCAAUGCCUGUCCUGAGAAGUUUCCAGCUUGAUAAGUCUCUUUUUUAUUAAAGUGUUUGUUAAUUCGGCUCUUCAAGAGUGCAGCUGAUUUAAACUUCAACUUUUUUUGAAAUUCAAGGCUCAGGACUUGGUGCGCAGCUUGCAGGCUGAACUGGAGAAGCUAAAACUUGGUGGAAAUGAGGCUGCCAAGGAAGAUGUUUUGCGGCUCCAGGUAAGGCUUCUACCACUGGGUUGCUUUAGGCAGAGGGAGGAACAAGGCAGAGAUGUGGGAACUCAACACUGAAUUCCACCUCCUUGGAAAUACCACAAUUAUUCAAAUAAUUGUUUGUUUGUUUGUUUGUUUGUUUUGCCAACUGAAGGAAACACUAGAGAAGGAGAAGAAGUUAACAAAGGACUUGGGAUGUGCAGCUACCAAACUAAAAGAGCUUUUGCAAGUCACCCAAGAGCAGCUGGCCAAGGAAAAAGACACAGUGGUAAAACUGCAAGAACAGCUCAAGGAAACGGUACUUGAAUUCCUUCUCUUUCCUUGACUCAUCUGCCCACAUUAACCUGGCAUUGUCUCCUAUUGGAAGAAGAAACAAUUUUUGGUACUGAAGAACGUGGAGGGCAGCACUAAACAUUGUUAAAAAUAUAGGGCUUCAGUUGACUGUGGUAGCCCAGCAACUGCUCUCCCCCCCCCCAUUGCUUUCUGCAACAUGAGAUAUAAUUUGUACAAUGUAGUAAGAUCAGAGCAUGCAGAUAAGCGCAUGAUGUAUUAUGCAAGAGGAGGGGGGAUUGUACAACUCAGAAACCCCGAAAUUCCUACAUUAAUUUUGUCUCUGUAAGACCUCAGUAUAAACCGCAUUUGAAUUCCUCACAUCUGUAAUCUUAAUUUACAAGGUUUCUUAAAAAAAAAUUCUGUUCUGACAAGCUGCUUCUUGAAAACUGUUUAGAACACAAAGUGCAAUAACUUACUUUUCAUUCUGCUUCAGGGAGAAAAUGAAGACGUUGCCAAGGAAGGCACAUCCGUUUGACCAAACCGAAAUCCAGGACAUGUUUUUCACCAUAUGAAAUGCCUUAACACUUUCCUAAACUAUGCACUUGUUUAAUGUAGGGAGAAGCAAAAGAAAUAAAGAAAGGAAAAAGACACUAUUGACCAGAAAUUGCUUUAGUGUUGUUGUUUUUUUAAAGAAUAAAAGUAAACUGUGCAAGAACCCAUUAAUAAACACACUCUUUGACUAUGUUGUAAAAACUGCAAUAAUUCCAGGAAAAACUGUGGGCCAUGAGGAGGAACCCGGUAGCUUUGGAAUCAUGCCUGAUCAAUGGGGUGAUUGCCACCAUCAAAAUGGCCUUGAAAAUUGUGUGAAAUGCUAUUAAGACAAACAUGGCUUGGGUAAUCUCAUAGAUUCAUCGUGAAACCCCAUCCAUUGCCUGGGAAGCAUUUGAUGAAGUUACGUGUGGCUAUAAGCAGCCUGCCUACACAAUCACGGCAGUUUGUCUCUAUGUGAACACCUUGCAACAUCUGGGAGAGGACAUCACGUGUCGCUAUUGCUUGCAAGGGACAGUCAAACACCAUUCCAAAGGCAGGCUGCGGCCACAUUCUGAAUACUGGAAUCUCUUCCAGAAGCAGGCAACCCUUCUGUUUCCCACCUGUGUUCCAGGAAGGCUGGGACUCCGUCUUCUUAAAGGCUCCUUACUAUCCUAGUUGCUGAAGCACAAACAAGUUACAGGUGCUACUGUCAUGCCCUGUUUGUGGGCUUCUCCCAAACAGCUGGUUGAUCGCAAUUAAAAACGGGAUUCUGCGCCUAGCUUGAGUAGAGGUAUUAAAUUUUUAAGAAGAUUAGUAAUGGCAGCUUCCCUAAUAUUCUCUGGCAGCGCACAGCACACAUGAAAACAUGGAGCGUGUUCAUAGUUUGACUUAACAUUAGAGCCCAACAGGACUGCUUUGUGCUGAACGUCAGCUGUGUGUGCAGUCCAGAAUACAGCGGUACCUCAGGUUAAGUACUUAAUUCGUUCCGGAGGUCCGUUCUUAACCUGAAACUGUUCUUAACCUGAAGCAGCACUUUAGCUAAUGGGGCCUCCAGCUGCUGCUACGCCGCCGGAGCACAAUUUCUGUUCUCAUCCUGAAGCAAAGUUCUUAACCUGAAGCACUAUUUCUGGGUUAGCGGAGUCUGUAACCUGAAGCAUAUGUAACCUGAAGCGUAUGUAACCUGAGGUACCACUAUAUACCCUAUGGCAGUGGUUUUCAACUCUUUUGAGUCCACAGCUCCCUUGACCAAACACGUUCUUUCUGUGGCACCCCGGUGAGAGCCACUUACACUGGGGUUCCCCCAUUCUGCCGCUGCCCCGUUCCACCCCGCCCCCUUUCAGCGCCGGUUUUGGCGCGCGUGUAAGUGGGAGCGCAUGCGAAGAUGGGAACCCAAGCAACACCACUGCUUUGCAGGACUGAGCUGAAGCAAUCCACAUGGUAGCGCCUUUCCUGAAAUUAGUGUACACAAUGGAGGUGGAGAGAGCAAAACAAGAUAAAGCGUGCUGCCAACACAGAAUGGGCUGUUAUAACGCCUCUUCGUCCAAUUACCGUAUUUUUCACUCUAUAAGAUGCACUUUUUCCCUCCUUACACAAAAGGGAAAAUGUGUGUGCAUCUUAUGGAGCGAAUGCAGGCUGCGCGGCUAAGCCAGAACAGGGAGAGGGAGCGCUGCGCAGCGCUCCGUCUUGCUGUUCUGGCUUCUGGGACAGCCUGUGAAGCCUCUGGAGAGCAGCGGGGUGCCUUUAUCCCACUGCCCUCCGGAGGCUUUGCGGGCUGUCCCAGAAGCCUCCUCAGGACACGGGGAUGAAGGCUCCCCAUGCCCUGCGGAGGCUUCGCGCAAAGCUAGACCAGCUCUAGCUAUUCUGGCUUUUGGAUAGCCCCUGCGAAGCCUCUGUAGGGCAGCAGGACGAAGGCUCCCUGCUGCCCUGCGGAGGCUUCGCGCGGCUCUUGUGGGAAGUGGGGGGAAGGGACAGAGCGUGCGACUCAUGUCUCUUCCCCCACCUCCCAGAAAAGCCCCCAAGAACCGCACUCCCUUUAAAAAGCACACGGUUCUUGCGGGAGAUGGGGGAAGGUACAGAGGGCAGCUUACCCGCGCGCAGCCUCUUCCGGCCAGGGGGAGCCUUCAUCUCGCUACCCGGGAGAGGCUUCAGUGGCUAUCCCAGAAGCCAGAUCCCUCUUGCUGUUCUGGCUUCUGGGAUUCAGAAUUUUUUCCCCUUGUUUCUUCCCCCCCAAACUAUGUGCGUCUUAUCGUCUGGUGCGUCCUAUGGAGCAAAACAUACGGUACUUUGUCCCUUUGUAUUUCGUAGUGUGCCUGCCCAGUUUGAUAAUGGAGUGAGAAAUGUUCUGGGUGAAAUGUGUGCUGUCCAAUUAAAAACAGAAUUUAUACAUCCAACUACAAUUAUUUGUGCAUCCAGCUCGUAUUGGAGCUUUGGAUCUGUAAUGCUUUUUUAAAAAACACAAAAACACAAGCAAACCUAAGAGCUGCCAAAGACAGAAAUACAUUGCUGCUUUGCAUUGCAAAGCACAUUCAAGAAUAUUGUGGCAUUGCAUUGGAAGAAAUUACGCAAAUUCCCUGAAUAAACAGCUGCCUCCUUAAGUAAUCACAGUUCCAGAGAAAUCAAGUGUAGAGGAAUUUGCUGUGUAUUUUUGUAAUUCUGAAUGAUAACUUGUAACCACAGAAGAGCUCCCAAGGUCUCUCAGUCCAUGGUGAUGCAACUUCUGCCAGCCAACAAGCCCAGAUAAAUGCAUUAUGUGCUAUUUCAUCAGUACAUGGGAAAAUAUGAGUUUGUACUAUCCAGAUGUAAUGGGGCUGCUAUAAACAGCUUAUUGAGGAGGGAAAUGCCUCUUUAUUUGAGGAUAUGAUUAGCACAUUGGUUAGCCUUCAGCUAUGAAUUGCCAGAAAUGUGCCGGAAGCAGCUCUUCCUGGGAAGCUGAAGCCUGCAGAGCACAUCCUUUCAGAAAAGUCCUCUGCCUUGAUAUCUGAAGUUAUUUUUAUAUUAUAGUCAACAUUUCGGAACUACAGACAGACUUCUCCCUGCUCAGAUAGUUUGGAUCUAUUUUGCUCUGGCCAAACUGCAGUGAUGUAGUGUAAGCCUCUGAAUAAUAAAAUAAAUAAACAACAAAAGGGGAAAAAACCCCACAAGUUUCCUAAAAAACCCCUGCUGGCUGCUGAACCAUUGCAGUGAAAGAAUUUAAAGUUGAUUGGCUGCAUUUUCCUUCAAAAUUACAAACGCGAAGUGCUUUGUAUGUCAGCGUCGCAUUUUCUUCGCUUUUUGUUUUCAGUAUAAACUCUUGUUUUCGCAGCUGAUCGUGUGUCUUCUCGUGGUGGAAACGCGCGUGUUGACCUCUAGAUCCAAACACACACACAUACAGAGAGAGCACACACGUGUCAUAAGCAAGCGGUCCUUGCCUUUUAAAUUGUUCCAUCCUUAACAAAAGCCCCUGUUUCCAGAAUGUUAGAGUGAUGUUGGAUCGAAAAUAAGUGGUUUCCAGCUGUACAGGUUAAAGUUAUUGAUAGACUAAGAUUAAAGAUUAGGAUUAAAGAUGUUUAAGGAAAUGGAAAUUUGGUACUUAAGAGGUAAAAUUUUAAUGCUAUAUUACAUUAAGAUUAAAGAUUAGGAUUAAAGAAGUUUAAGUGUUAUAUAUUAUAUUAAGAUUAAAGAUUGGGAUUAAAAAAGUGGAAAAGAAAUUGCUGGACAAACAAUUUGGACUGGAAUACAAAAGAGGGAGGUAUGAGGAAGUCCAGAAAAUAAGUAAAUUCAAAAAUGGAAAUGGAAAAGUGAUAUUGUUUUUAAUUGUUCUGUUUUUUUUGUUUCUUUUGUAUUUUGUUGUUUGUGUUUUUCUUUUCUUUCUGGAUUAUGUAUUGUGUAUUUUUGUACUUCUAUUUCUAUGUUUUUCUGUUUAACUUUUUAUUGAAACCUUAAUAAAAAUCAUUUAAAAAAUAAACAAAAUAACAAAAGCCCCUGUUUCCUAAAUAAAUAAAUCAGCUUUCUUUUCUUUUUUCAAGUGAAUUUCCCCGGAUUUCAUCUUUUUUUUUUGCGAGCCGCCUCCUUGAGGUUCAUCUGAAAGCAGGAAAGCGGCGUCUGAACCGUACGGAAUAAACCCGCGAAUAAAACCCGCGGUCGGAAUCCCUCCGCGCUCGACCGGCGGAGAGGGGCGGGGCUUAUCCAGGCCCCUCCCCCUCGGCCCCCCUCGGCCAAUCGCGAGAGGCGGCCGGGGCUCGUCGUCGUCUCCGUCGUCGCGCUGCUCCUGCUCGGCGGGCGCCACAGGUGCCCCUUCGGAGGCCUCGCUCGGCAGGCGGGCCGCGGGGCUUCGGCCUGGCUAUGGCGGCGGCGGCCUGGUCGGCCUCCCCGUGAGGCGGCGGCGGCGGCGGCGGCGAGGUGAGCGCUCUGAGGGGAGAAGGGCCUCGCCGCGAGGGAAGCCGGCGCCGGGGCCUCGUCUCCCUCCGCGCCGCCGGGCAGGAGCAGCGCCCGUAGCCGGAGAACCGGCGCGGGGGAGCGGACUCUGGAGCCGCCCUGGAAGCGGCGCGGCGAGGCGAAGGUGCCUCUCCCCCCCCCGGGGGGGCGGCACUGGCGGGGUGGGGGGUGCGGAGCCUCUCGGGGUCCCUGUUUUUGAUUAGACCCUGAAACGUCCCGCUUUCCCUUCAGACAACGUCCCUCUUUCCAUCAGAGAAAUGUUGAAGGGACGCCAGGAUGCGACCCUCUAGCCACCUGAAGGCAGCCCCGUAUAGGGAACUUUUCAAAUGUUUUAUUACGUUUUUAAAGAUGUGGGAAGCUGCCCAGAGUGUGUGGGGCAACCCAGUAUUUUAUUAUUAUAUUUAUUAUUAUUAUUAUUAUUAUUAUUAUUAUUAGAGUAGGAGGUCCCUAUUUCCAUCAGGCAGCCCCGUAUAGGGAACUUAUCAAAUGUUUUAUUAAGUUAAAUAGUAUUUUAUUAUUAUUAUUAUUAUUAUUAGAGUAGGAGGUCCCUAUUUCCAUCAGAGAAAUGUUGAAGGGACGCCAGGAUGCGACCCUCUAGCCACCUGAAGGCAGCCCCGUAUAAGGAACUUUUCAAAUGUUUUAUUAAGUUAAAUAGUAUUUUAUUAUUAUUAUUAUUAUUAUUAUUUGAGUAGGAGGUCCCUAUUUCCAUCAGAGAACUUUUCAAAUGUUUUAUUAAGUUAAAUAGUAUUUUAUUAUUAUUAUUAUUAUUAGAGUAGGAGGUCCCUAUUUCCAUCAGAGAAAUGUCGAAGGGACGCCAGGAUGCGACCCUCUAGCCACCUGAAGGCAGCCCCGUAUAAGGAACUUUUCAAAUGUUUUAUUACGUUUUUGUAGAUGUGGGAAGCUGCCCAGAGUGUGUGGGGCAACCCAGUCAGAUGGGGGUGGGUAUAAAUAGUAGUAUUUUUAUUAUUAUUAUUAUUAUUAUCAGAGUAGGAGGUCCCUAUUUCCAUCAGGGAAAUGAUGAAGGGACAUGGGGAUGUGAUCCUCUAGCCACCUGAAGGCAGCCCCAUAUAAGGAACUUUUCAAAUGUUUUAUUAAGUUAAAUAGUAUUUUAUUAUUAUUAUUAUUAUUAUUCGAGUAGGAGGUCCCUAUUUCCAUCAGAGAAAUGUCGAAGGGACGCCAGGAUGCGACCCUCUAGCCACCUGAAGGCAGCCCCGUAUAAGGAACUUUUCAAAUGUUUUAUUACGUUUUUAAAGAUGUGGGAAGCUGCCCAGAGUGUGUGGGGCAACCCAGUCAGAUAGGGUGGGUAUAAAUAGUAGUAUUUUAUUAUUAUUAUUAUUAGAGUAGGAGGUCCCUAUUUCCAUCAGAGAAAUGUUGAAGGAUGCAGGGAUGCGACCCUCUAGCCACCUGAAGGCAGCCCCAUAUAAGGAACUUUUCAAAUGUUUUAUUAAGUUAAAUAGUAUUAUUUUAUUAUUAUUAUUAUUAUUAUUAUUAUUUGAGUAGGAGGUCCCUAUUUCCAUCAGAGAAAUGUCGAAGGGACGCCAGGAUGCGACCCUCUAGCCACCUGAAGGCAGCCCCGUAUAAGGAACUUUUCAAAUGUUUUAUUACGUUUUUAAAGAUGUGGGAAGCUGCCCAGAGUGUGUGGGGCAACCCAGUCAGAUAGGGUGGGUAUAAAUAGUAGUAUUUUUAUUAUUAUUAUUAUUAUUAUCAGAGUAGGAGGUCCCUACUAAGGAACUUUUCAAAUGUUUUAUUAAGUUAAAUAGUAUUUUAUUAUUAUUAUUAUUAUUAUUAUUAUUAUUAGAGUAGGAGGUCCCUAUUUCCAUCAGAGAAAUGUUGAAGGACACAGGGAUGCGACCCUCUAGCCACCUGAAGGCAGCCCCAUAUAAGGAACUUUUCAAAUGUUUUAUUAAGUUAAAUAGUAUUUAUUAUUAUUAUUAUUAUUAUUAUUAUUAUUAUUAUUAUUAUUAUUGUAGGAGGUCCCUAUUUCCAUCAGAGAAAUGUUGAAGGACGCAGGGAUGCGACCCUCUAGCCACCUGAAGGCGGCCCCGUAUAAGGAACUUCUCAAAUGUUUUAUUAAGUUAAAUAGUAUUUUAUUAUUAUUAUUAUUAUUAUUAGCGUAGGAGGUCCCUAUUUCCAUCAGAGAAAUGUUGAAGGGAUGCCAGGAUGCGACCCUCUAGCCACCUGAAGGCAGCCCCGUAUAAGGAACUUUUCAAAUGUUUUAUUAAGUUAAAUAGUAAUUAUUAUUAUUAUUAUUAUUAUUAUUAGAGUAGGAGGUCCCUAUUUCCAUCAAAGAAAUGAUGAAGGGACGUGGGGAUGCGACCCUCUAGCCACCUGAAGGUAGCCCCGUAUAGGGAACUUUUCAAAUGUUUUUGUGGGGCAACCCAGUCAGAUGGGGGUGGAUAUAAAUAGUAAAAUUAUUAUUGUUGUUGUUGAAUUUCCAUCAGAGAAAUGUUGGAAGGUUUGCAGGGACGCGACCCCCAAGCAUCUGAAGGAAGGCCCGUAUAGGGAACUUUUCAAAUGUUUUAUUACGUUUUUAUGGAUGUGGGAUGCUGCCCAGAGUGUGUGGGGCAACUCAGUCAGAUGGGGGUGGGUAUAAAUAGUAGUAUUUAUUAUUAUUAUUUGAGUAGGAGGUCCCAAUUUCCAUCAGAGAAAUGUUGGAAAGUGUGCAGGGAUGCAACCCCCGAGCAUCUGAACUUUUCAAAUUUUUUAUUUUGUUUUUUAUAGAUGUGGGAAGCUGCCCAGAGUUUAUGGGGUAAACCCAGUCAGGUGGGGAGGGUAAAAAUAUUAUUAUUGUUGUCUUAUUGUUGUUGUUAUUGCUAUUAUUUGAAUAGGACAUCCCGAUUUUCAUCAGAAAAAUGUUGGAGGGUAUGUGGUUGGGAAGGGGAUAGUGGGGGGCCAUGGCUGGGGACCCCUGCCCCUGUGUGAAGAUCUGGCCCCAUACAAAUCCGUGGGGCAACAAGCAUGUGGAAUGCUGUGCUCAUGUUUCUCUCCAAAAGGGGGGUGGGACUGGGGCCAGCCUUGGGAAAAGUGCCCAGAUGAUCAGGGCCCAGAGCAUCUCCCCUGUGGUGGAAAGGGAGUAGCAAUCUGGACCUUUUUAGUUUAUACAAAAGGUGACUGAGGCAGAGCAUGGUAGAGGUUGGGGGCAUUAUGGUGUGGAGAAACUUGGGUAGAAGACUGACAGCAGACAAGAAAGUACUGUGAACAAAUAUAUGAAAUGUACAGCACAACAGAAACUUAACACGUAAAGCCAAAAUCACAUAUAGCUAAAAUGCAAUGGGUGCAAUCGCAGCUGGAAUUGCCAGUUUGGUUUUUUGGGAUGUCCACCCAGUUUUUGCCUCCCUUCAUUUUUCUUGCAAAAAAAAUUAAAGCUGAAAGUUCACGAGUUAAAUGCACAUGAUUUGCAGGUCUGCUGUAUUGUCACAGGAAGUGGUGGGGACCACUAGCUUACAUUUUUAAACGAUAAUAAUAAUUUAUUAUUUAUACCCUGCCCAUCUGGCUGGGUUUCCCCAGCCAUCUAGGCAGGUUACAGCAUAUAUAAAAACAUAAUAAAAAGAUCAAACAUUAAAAACCUCCCGAUACAGGCUGCCUUCAGAUGUCUUCUAAAAGUUGUGUACAGUUGUACCUUGGCUCCCGAACGCCUUGGGAGUCGAACAUUCUGGCUCCUGAAUGAUUACAACUGGAAGUGAGUGUUCCGGUUUUUGAACGUUCUUUUGGAAGCCAAACGUCUGAUGGGGCUUCUGUAGCUUCCGAUUGGCUGCAGGAGCUUCCUACAACCAAUCAGAAGACAUACUUUGGUUUCUGAACGUUUCAGAAGUCAAACAGACUUCCGGAAUGGAGUCCAUUCGACUUCCGAGAUACGACUAGUUCUUUAUCUCCUUGACAUCUGAUGAGAGGGCGUUCUACAGGAAGGGUGCCACUGCUGAAAAGGCCCUCCGCCUGAUUCCCUAGAACUUCACUAAUUGCAGUGAGGGAACCAGCAGAAGACCCUUGGAGGAGGACCUCAGUGAAUGAUAGGGGUGGAGACGCUCCUUCAGAUAUACUGAACCGAGGCCAGAAACACACUGGGAGCCAAUGAAGAUCCUUUAGGACUGGUGUUAUAUGGUUCUAGUGGCCACUUCCAAUCAUCAGUCUAGCUGCCGCUUUCUGGAUUAGUUGUAGUUUCCAAGUCACCUUCAAAGGUAGCCCCACAUAGAGUGCAUUGCAGUAGUCCAAGCGGGAGAUAACCAGAGCAUGCACCACUCUGGCGAGACAGUCCUCGGGCAGGUAGGGUCUCAGCCUGUGUACCAGAUGGAGCUGGUAUACAGCUGCCCUGGACAGAGAAACAGUAUUAAGAAAAGUAGAAAUACUCAUGGAGGAUACUUGGAUCACUGAGUGCUUGCCGUACAUAAUAGUUGUAUGGAAUCUUGGAGGCAAUGUACCAGUUGCUUUGAGAGGGGAUAUUGUUUUCAUGCCCUGUUUUUAGACACAAUCUGAUUUUCCACUGUAAGAAAUGAUAUGAUGUUGAUCUAAAUGGAACUUUUGUCUGAUCCAGCAGAUCACACAAACUACGUUCCAGGGAUGGCACCUAAAGAGAAAAUUGCAUAUAGUCAAAACACAAUUGGGUUCAAAUUAGUCACAUAAUAGUGUGGCUGGUGUGUGGUGUUUAGCCAUUAUCAGAAUAUUGGGAGAUACAAAAUUAACACAGGUGAACAUGAAAACCUACUGCAUAGUGAAUAAAAAGUGGAUCAUUGUAUGAUUUUCAGAGGGGAUCCUCUCAAAACCAUUGAAAGAAAGCUUACAUUGAUAUUCCUGCACUGCAGAGGGUUGGACUAGAUGACUCUCAGGGUCCCUUUCUACGAUUCUGUGAUUCUAUGCUUGAUCCAUAGGCUGUAGAGUAAAAAUUACAGAUCUGGCCCUUGCCAGCACUGCUAUGAUUCAAACAUUGACCCAAAGCACCAAUUCCAAUGGAUCUGGUCUUCCAUGAUUUUUGCAUCAAAUCACAGAGCACAUAUCUGUUUGCAAAAGUAGGUUCAAAGUAUGGUGCAAGUAUUCAUUUACAUCCCCUAAAAUUUGGUUGGAGUUUAAAGUCCCACUGGAAUCCACUCCCAAGAGUUCACUAAUGCUUUUGCACAUAUUAAUAGUCAUGCUUAUAUAGUAUACUUUUGGAAAGGGAACAGUGUAGGGCAGCUCCCUAUCUUAUAGCACAAAGAAUCCCUAGCAUCAUGCUGCUUGGACUUCCAGGCUGAUUUAUGGUGUCUCAGAGGAGUCUAGUGUGCUCUGGAACCUUUAACACACGGAGUUAACCUUUAACACAUCUGAGCUGAAGACCUUCCUAAUUCAGCAUUGCAACUGAGCAUGUUGCACAUAGUGAGAGUCAGUACUUGGACUUGAGGUUCUCAAGUGAUCAUAAAGUUUACUCCUUUACUUGUGAUUUAUUUUCUCAACUUCUCUUUCUGCCUAGGCUCACGGCAAGGACUAUUUUUGCCCAUUUGGAAUUUGAUUUUCCCAUUUGGGAGACUGUGCAGAAGUAAGAUUCAAAGGUGUGGUUGCCCUGGCUUGCCAUCAUGUCAGGUAAGAAUUGGUUUGGGUUUGGGUUUCUUGAGGCACUUUGACCUCAGAGAUACCCAGUGGCUGCCCUGCUCCCCUUGUCUCACUUCCACCAGCUAUGAGGUUGUGGUAGAUGCUGAAACACAGCAGGUUAAUUCUCUCAACUAUUCACUGAAAUUGGAGUUUUUCUUUGCAAUAUAGUGUCAGGUUCCUGGUCCAAAUAAAUGGUCUAAGUACAGUAGUUGGUUAUUCUGUUGAAAAAGGAUUGCAGAAUAUGAAUUGGAGGCACAAACAUGUUAAAAGUGUGGCAUAUUCAUUUUCAAGAUGUUUUUAAGUCUCAUGAGGGGAAAUACCCCCUACUUAGAACUGAUAAUAAUGGGGACCAAAUUAAUUUUAGCAGCUGACUUAAUGUCUUUUGCUACUAUGAUACAGGCAUUAAAAUUUUCCACUUUCCAUGUAAAAGGCCAGUUGAAGCUGGCAGGUAACAUAGAAAUAGCACUCAAGUCUUUUUUUUGUUUUGUUUUGAUGUGUUUAUACAAAAUAUUGAAACUGAAUCCUGACAAUACGGAAGUGCUGUGGCUUAGUUCCUAGAUCCAGCAAAUAGGAAGGCAGCUUGUUUUGGUGUGUAGUCUUUGGGGUACUGAUGGAUUCUACGGUGAUUUGUGACCUAAGGGGGUCUGGGUGAUGUGGAGUGCCUUUUUCCAAUUCAAGUGGGUUUGUUAGCUCCAGCCAUUUUGGGCCAGGAAUUGCCUGGUCACAGUCAACUAUGCUCCUGUUUCUGCUGUCUUUAUGAGGGGCUACCUUUGAAAAUGGUUUGGAGGCUGCAGCUAGUGGAAUAUGUAGCAUCUGAUAUUCUGAUAUUCUUUACCUUUCAUGACCAUGUCCUUAAAUAUCUGUACUCCAUGCCUAUUCAUCAUGGAGCCCAAUUCAGUAUAUUCAUUUUGAUAUGCAAAGCCUGAGAGGCUUAGAACCCAUUUUCUAUUCUGCCUGGGAUUGGGGAGCCCCUCUGGGGGAUACUUUUAUGCAAUGAGGACAGAGGAUCCAUGACCUACCAGAUGUCCUUCUCAGUGAUGGCAUCCCAGUUAAGGAACACUCUCCCCUCUCCUCUCCUGCAAGAUAAACCCUUUUUGCAGUUCAGCCUCCUUUUUCCCACACUCACUUGCUCCCCAGGUACCUUGAGUAGCAUGGGGCAGUGAGGGGAGGGAAUCACAGGGAGGGGACAGGUUUAACUUUCCUCCUUGCUCCCAUUAUCCUGUGUUAUGUACCAGGAAAAAGAGGGCUGUGAGAGAAAAGAGAGUGAAGUCCCUCUGACCACAACCACCAGCAUUUAUCGUCCACUCGCUGCUGACAGAUUACUUCCAAGAGAAUCCAGGUCCCAAUGGAAAAUAAAACUUGCCUACUCCUGCUUUCAUUGCCGUAGCCUUUCCAGGACUAGUUGUUGGCAGGUCAUAAACUUAGGCAAUAUGCAUAUAACUCUUCCUCAGCUGGUCAACUCUUCCUUUACCUGUGAUCCUGGUGAUGAUUAACCCCGUGCCACAAUUAAUUCUUUGACCAGUUAAAGAGUGGGGUGGGCAGGCUUUUUGCUGGUUUGUGGGUCUCAGGUCUGCAUUUGAAUGUGUGCUCUGAUGUGCAGUGCGUUCUGGUGUGGAUGUGUAUAUAUGUGGUCUUUUUGGGCCACAUUCACCGCUGACAUGUGGCCCCAAGAAGGGCUGAGAAGGAGCAGUGCAGUCCUUGUUCUCAAAAGGGCUAGAGGUGGUGUGCCUCCACUGUGCAGCCUGGUUUAAUGGCAUAGGCAAGAGAUGGCAGUGUUAAAUUAUGGAGAAGUUCUGACAGUUAUUUUAUUUUAUUUAUUAAAUUUGUAUACCACCAUUCAUCCAAAGAUCACAGGGUAGCUCACGACAUAAAAAUACAAAAUGAGGAUACAAAAUACAGAAUUAAAAAAUAAAACCAAUAACACCCUCCCACAAAAGCAUUUAAAAGGCCAUAGAAUAUUAAUCAACCAAAGGCCAGGUUAUAGAGAAACAUUUUCACUUGGUGCCUAAAGGUGCUUAAUGAAGGUGCCGGACGAGCCUCUCUGAGGAGAGCAUUCCAUAAAUGGGAAUUAUUAGGCUGAGAUAAGGAAAGUAAGGUGUCAAAAGAAAUAACUAGUUCCAUAAAUGUAGCCAAUUAGGAAACGUAAUAUUUUACACCAAAUAUGUGUAUACAGUACAGAACUGCAUUAUUUUAUACCAAUUGAUUGGUCAUGGCUACCCUCAUGUUUUUUAAUUUUUAUUUUUUUCAAACUAGUUUGCUGAGGGUGGUGAAAAUUUAUUGUUAUAGAGACCUGUUAUCUCUGCAAUGGUAUGCUGGUUUUAUUCUGCGUUAUAUUUUAUUUUCAUGUACUUUUACUUGUAAAACACCCAUGAAACUUUUGUUACUGGGUGGCAUAUAAAUACAAUAUUGAAAAUAAUUUUCUCAUCAGUUUUCUGCUAAUUCACCCCAUGAUAUUUAUUUUUUAGGUGUAUGGCUUAGCAAAGGCAGAUAGUGCACUUAAUAUCCAGAACAUCAUCUACAAGAGAGGGCCAAUUCUAUAUUGGUGGUGUGAUGAAUAUGCCAUUGCAUCAAAUCUCUGUGAUUCCAGCCCGGGAUGUAACUUUUUCCAGAGUCUCUAAGAACAAGGUGAAAGAGAAAGAACAGGUAUUGUGUAAUACUUCUUUAUUUUUCUUUUGUUUAGGAGAUUUGAGGUCUCUACGCUUACCAUUCUUACUGAAUUUUGUAUAUGCUUAUGUCAAUAAUCAUUCUGUGUGAAAAAUGACAACAGUAUUUUUAAAAAGGGAGGUGGGUGAGAGUAAGAUUUGUUUCUCAUUACUUCUUUUUGAGAAACCCAUGCUGGCUCUUAGUAUUCAUGAGUUUUGAAUCUUUAUCUGUGCCUCUGGGGAUGUUAGAGUUUCAUUACUAUUUGUCACAGAUGAGUUUAGCCACAUCUUUGUGGAUAGGUUUUUAAUUCUUAUUCAUAAUUAAGUAAUUUAAUAUAUUUUGUGGUCAUGUGGUGUCAUACUAUGGCUGUAUAUUAUUAGGUAGUAUGUGGACUAUAUCGGUUGUUCACACCCUCAACAACGCCCAUCAAGUUUUUUGGGGGGCUCCCUCACAUAUUUUAUUGGGGGGCUCCUAUUCUUCUGCAUAAGCAUGCAUGGGCCUGGUUCUGUGAGAGCAAUAUCAGUAGUGAACUGAUCAGCAGAAGUGUCUUGAUCCUGCCACAUCAUGAACAUUGGUAGCUGGAGAGGGAAAGUGGAAUGAUGACAGUUGUGUUACCUUAGGCUGCCAAUACUCUGGGUUCUCGUUUACUCCGAUGGGGAGAACAAAUUGGAAUUGGUGUCCACAAUGCACUGAGCACUUGGGUUGUUGAAGGAAGGUAUUUGUGCUGCCAAAGGAGGAAGUACCUCUGAAGUGAACAGCACAGACUUUGCAGUAGGCAUGCCCAAGGACUGGGGCUGAGUUUGGGUCUUGCCAUGUGUACAUGAAUUCCAACAUUAUGACAGAUGCUGCUGUUUCUAUCAGGGGGGCAUUCUCAAACAGACUGGGAUUAUCUGUGUGUUUUGGGACACAUCUUGGAAGAGCAAAGUGCUCUCUCCACCCCCCUUCUCUCAUGGAGCAUGCUGUGUGCCCUCUCUGAGUUCUGGGCUCCUAGAUAGCCAUUUUCCCUGGGGGUUGAUAUUCCUUCCUUGGGUCGUUUGUUGGGUGGGCUGUGUGGUGGCUGGCUCUGGAGGUUUGAAGUACAGUGGUACCUCAGGCUAAGUACUUAAUUCGUUCCGGAGGUUCGUUCUUGACCUGAAACUGUUCUUAACCUGAAGUAUCACUUUAGCUAAUGGGGCCUCCUGCUGCUGCCGCGCCGCCAGAACACGAUUUCUGUUCUCAUCCUGAAGCAAAGUUCUUUACCCCAAGGUACUAUUUCUGGGUCAGUGGAGUCUGUAACCUGAAGUGUAUGUAACCUGAAGCGUAUAUAACCCGAGGUACCACUGUAUCCCGAGAGCUGUCAUUUAUUUUGGGCACAUGUCAGAGACUUGUUGCAGAGGUGGAUUUAGGGGAGUGUGACUGGUUCAGUCGCUCUGGAUGCGGAGAGCGAGAGGUUGGGUGCGUGCCGAAUUUUGGCGUUGCACAGGGCGCUGCUGAAAGGGAUGUUUUGCAGUUCAGGUUGUAUUUGGUUAUGUCUGCCUACAUGAUGAUGAUGAUGAUUUUAUUUAUUUAUUUAUUUAUUUAUUUAUACAUACAUACAUAGAUACAUAGAUACAUACAUACAUACCCCACCUAUCUAGCUGGGUUUCCCCAGCCACUCUGGGCGGCUCCCAACCAAAUAUUAAAAAACAUGAUACAGCAUUAAACAUUAAAGACUUCCUCAAACAUGGCUGCCUUCAGAUGUCUUUUAAAAGUAAGAUAGUUUAGAUAAUUUAGACUUUGGGGAUUGUGGGUGGGAAUGUCCUUGAGCUAAUGAUGCAAAAGAUCAAAAGAUACUCUGUACUGGAACAGCACCCCACUCUUGUGCACAGCACAUUCCAUUUUCACCUGCCCUGAGUGUGCAGUUUGGAAGGCAGUAUGAAUUUGAGACUGGGAGGGCUAUAAGGUUGGAGAGGUUUUGACCUUGGAGUUUUUAGUCCAAGUUUUGGGAGAGCCAUCUCCAAAAUCACGGUACUGCUUCUGAUAUACCUUUCCACCAGUCAGUGGCCAUUAUUGAGCCAUAAGGUUUUUCAGCUCACCUCCCAAAUUAGAUUCUUGCAGAGGGAGCAUGCAAUCAUGUAUUUUAGAGAAGUUUAUAAUAAUAAUUAAAAAAAUCUGAAAAGAGCAAGGAAACCAUUAAAAGUGCUAAAUUGUACUCAGAUGGAGAAGGUGCUGCAUUUCACUAAACUAAAAACAUUUGAGAAAUGAAGAAGGUAGAGAAGGCAGACAAACUGCUUGUUAUUUUACUGAAAAAGAAGCAAAAUGAUCUCGUUCCACCACCUCAAAAAAAUGUAGCCAAUAACUUAGGAAAUAGCAGGGGGAUUUCUUAAUUUUAACAGCAGAUUCUAUGCUCUUUUAUUGGCAGACAAGAUUAGAAAUUUUGUAGCAAAGGUAAGACGUUGCUCAAUACUCAGAAGAAGAGGUUACAAGAACCUGUAGCAGCAGAAAUAUUAAAGUAGACUAUUAAAAAAAUUAAAUAUUAAGAACAUAGGAAGAGCAUGCUGAAUCAGAGCAGUGGCCCAUCUAGUCCAGCAUCCUGUUCUCAGAGUGCCAUUCAGAUGCCUUGGGAAACCUACAAGCAGGACCCAUUGUUCUGCCCGGACGCUGAGGUCCAGCGCCGAGGGCCUUCUGGCGGUUCCUUCAUUGCGAGAAGCAAAGCUACAGGGAACCAGGCAGAGGGCCUUCUUGGUAGUGGCGCCCGCCCUGUGGAACGCCCUCCCAUCAGAUGUCAAAGAGAUAAACAACAACUACCUGACUUUCAGAAGACAUAUGAAGGCAGCCCUGUUCAGGGAAGUUUUUAAUGUGUGACAUCUUAGUGUAUUUUUGGUCUUUGUUGGGAGCUGCCCAGAGUGGCUGGGGAAACCCAGCCAGAUGGGUGAGGUACAAAUAAUAAAUUAUUAUUAUUAUUAUUAUUAUUAUUAUUAUUAUUAUUGUUAUUAUUAUUAUUAUUAUUAUUAUUAACACAAGAGCACCCCCACCCCACCCCCAAUACAGUUUCCAGCAACUGGGAAUCAGAAGCAUGACCAUGGAGGCAGAGCGUAUCCAUUGAUAGCCCUCUUCUCCAUGAAUUUGUGCUGUCCUCUUUUAGAGCCAUCCAAGUUGAUGGCCAUCACUGCUCCUGGGGGGAGGCAGUUCCAUAGUUUAAGUGUGCACUGUAUGAAGAAGGAUUUUCUUACCUAUUCUGAAUAUUCAAACAUUCAGCUUCAUGGGCUGUCCCUGAGUGCUAGUCUUGGGGGGGGGGGGACUUUCCCUUAUCUACUUUCUCUAUGCAUCAUUUUACAGUGGUACCUCGGAUUACAGACUCCGCUUCAGGUUACAGACUCCGCUAACCCAGAAAUAUUACCUCUGGUUAAGAACUUUGCUUCAGGUUGAGAACAGAAAUCAUGCUCCGGCGGUGCGGCGGCAGCAGGAGGCCCCAUUAGCUAAAGUGGAGCUUCAGGUUAAGAACAGUUUCAGGUUGAAUGGACCUCCGGAACGAAUUAAGUACUUAACCCAAGGUACCACUGUAUACAGUUCUGUCAUGUUGCUUCUUACUCUCCUUUUCUCUAAACUUAAGAAGCUCCAGAUGUUGUAACCUUUCCUGAUUGCUCCAUCUCCUUGAUAAUUGUGGUUGCUCUUUUCCGCUCUACAAUAUCCUUUUGGAGGUGAGGCAAACAGAACCGUACAAACUAUUCCAAAUGUGGCUGCACCAUAGCUUUGCAUAAAAUAAUAAUAAUAAUAAUACUUUUAUAUUUAUACCCCGCCCUUCCCGGUUCAAAAACCGGGCUCAGGGCAGCUAACAACAAAUUUAAAACACUUUAAAACACUUAAUUAUAAAAGCAGCAUAAAAUACAGUAUAAAAACAUGAAUAACAAUAAAAUUCAAAAAUCAAUUAGAUAAUCCCCAGAGCUAGCUGGCUGAAUUGGUCCUACUUGGGCCAGCGAGGAGGCCAGGGGAGAAUUAGCUGUGGGGUCUCAGAGUGGGCGAUCUUCAUAAAAGGGGAGGGAAGAGAAGGGAAAUAAAAGACCAGGCUGAAUUCAAAUUAAAGGCCAGGUGAAAUAGCUCUGUCUUACAAGCCCGACAGAAGGAGGUUAAAUCCUGAAGGGCCCUAGUCUCAUGGGACAGAGCAUUCCACCAGGUCGGAGCCAUCACUGAAAAGGCCCUGGGCCGGGUGGAGGAUACUCUGACUUCCUGAGGACCCGGGACCUCUAAACUAUGGUUAUUCAUGGACCUUAAGGUCCUCUGCGGGAGGAUUGUGAUAUUGGCAGUUUUAUUUUCAGUUUCAUUCCUAGUGAUCCCUAGCAUGGAAUUCACCUUUCUCAAAGCUUCUGUGCACUGGGUCAACAUCUUCAUUAUGACCUCAAGAUCUUGUCCCCGGUCAGUCACUGGCAAGAGAAUUGGGGGGGGGUAUUGCCCCAAUGUACAUCAUUUUACACUUGUUGAUGCUGAAUUUUUUUUAUACAGUGGUGCCUCGAUUUACAAACCUAAUCCGUUUCGGAAGUCUGUUCUUAAACCGAAACCAUUUUUAAACUGAGACACGCUUUCCCUAAUGAGGCCUCCCGCCACUGGUGCCCUUCCACCAUUUGGCUUAUGUUCGUAGACGAGGUAAAGUUCGCAAACCAGAACACUACUUCUGGUUUUGUGGAGUUUGUAAACCGAAUCAUUCGUAAACAGGACUGUUCUUAAACCGAGGUACCACUGUACUGCAUUUCACUCAGUUUGGAGAGUUCCCUUUGGAGCUCUUCACAAUCUUGUUUGUUUGUUUUAGCCACCCUAAAAAGAUUAGUAUUAGCAAACCUGGCCACCUCACUGCUCAUCCCUAACUCUAGAUAUGGGCAAGUUAGAAAGCAUGGGGCCUGGUACUAAUUCUUGAGGGACUCCAUGUUUCACAUCCCUCCAUUGGAAAACUGUCCAUUUAUUCAGCUCUCUGCUUUCUGUUGCUUAACCAAUCCCUGAUCCACAAGAGGUCCUCUUACUCCAUGGCUGCAAAGCUUACUCAAGAGAUUUUCACAAGGUACUUCGCUGAAAAUCCAAGUCCAUUAUGUCAACUAGGUCACUACUAACUAUAUGCUUGUUUCCACUCUCAGAGACCUUUAAUAGAUUAGUGAGACAGCACUUGCCCUUGCAGAAGCCAUGCUGGUUCUGCUUCAACAGGGUUUAUUCUUCUAUGGGCCAGACAUUAAACCAACCGGCCUGUGAUUUCCAGGAUCCUCAGGAUUCCUUAAAAAAAAAAAAAUGUUACAUUAGCUGCUUUUCUAUCCUCGGUUAUGAGGUUUGAACUUAGGGACAAGUUACAAUUUUUUGUUAGAAGUUCAGCAUUUUAGUAUGUGAAAUUGCAAAGGGAGAGGGCAGAAUGGAAACAUUGUAGGGUUGUUAUUGUUGUUGUUGUUGUUGUUUUAAAUCCUUUAUUGGGAUAUUUGUUAAAUGCUAUAAGAUUUCCCAGAGACUUGAAGUAUAUCAAACCUUAUAGCUGUAGGUAAACAAGGGGAAACAUCUUACACUUUCAGACCAAUAGCUCUGCUCAGCCAAUAUCUUCAAAUCUGGCUAUUUGGCUAAGAGAUUGAACUAUGUAAUUAGUAAAUGGAUCGCAGAUUUUUAAAUGGGUCUACUGACAAGACUUCUUUAAUUUUGUUUUAACAAUUUGUAUACCACUUAAUCACAGUCAACAUUAAGCAGAGCUUUCAUACAACAGUGCAGUAGUAAAUAUAAUUCAUGUUGUUAAAAAGCUAAAAAGGCAAGAGGACUGUUUUUGGAUGCUGAACAAAAUUGGUCAUCAAAAUAGAACAUUUGCACUGGGUUUUAGAGAAGGUUGCCAUAGGAAGCAAAUGCAUACAAGAAAUUAUAGGCUAUUCUGGCUCCUUUAAUUGUCUUAUUUUGUUAUGUCAAAUCACUCAUUCCAUUCUCAUUGUCAAAACUAGGAAGGGAAAGAGAAGAGGCUCCACCAGUAAUCGGAUGGCUGUUUAUAAAGAUGUAAACUCACCGCUACCUUUUUCCUCUCUCUACACCCAUGUGUACUGCUCUGGAUAAUGUUCUCUCUGAGUGUAACAAUUAUCAUGUAUUGUAGUUAGAAAGAGAAUCCUGUUGUGUGAAACACACUUACAUGAAAACAUACGUGUUAUUUUUCUUGCAGGCUGGUGGGUUAACCUCUGUUUCUGCUCCUCGCAUCUUCUGUCAAACAUCUGUUACACCAACCAGUCAGGAUAUAUGCAGGUAAAGUACUGGUUGUGUUGUUGCAGUAAAACAUUACUUUCAGUUUUGCACAUGAUGGCUAUUCACAAACAUUCUCAUGUUGUCAGAGAUGAGAUGCAUGGAUUACAGUGCAAAGCAAGAAUCUCAGACACCUGACUCCUCCAAUAUGCAGCCAUUUUUCUAGUGUUCUCAAAAUGAAAAUACAGAAAAGCAACAACAGAAGUGCCUUUCUAAGCAAAACACACACAGGAAGGUUAGCAGUCUUGGAGUAUACUAUUAAGGGCUGAAGUUGUUGUUAAGGCGGCACAAUUAGUGUGUUACAUUGCAUGUCAUGCCAAUUUCCUAUAAAUCAGAAAAAAGACUGCCCACUUGUGGAAUAUAAAAGCAUAAUGAAUGGAGUGUUCAGGCCAGAAUUCAAGGUAAAAGCACGGAACAGCUUCUUCCCUUUUUCUCUUUAAAUAGAUUCCCUAUUUAUAUUACAUAUAUUUUUAUUUACAAUAUUUGCCACACAUCAGGCCUCCACGAUGGCUAACAUAAUAUACAUAAAUAAAGCAGUAACAAGAUUUCUUUAAAAGCUUGUGGUGACUUAGGGCAAAACUCUAGGGCAAGAGAUGCCAAUGUGGUGCCCUUCUGAUGUUGUUGGGCUACAGCUCCAUCAGUACCAGUCAGCAUGGACAUGGGGAGGGAUGAUGGGAGUGGUAGUCCAAUAGCUUCUGGUGGACAUCAAGUUGGCUCUCCCUGCUCUGGGGACAGUGAUGGAAAACGCCCGCUCCAAGCUUUAGGUGUUUCUGUUGCUGCUGUUGCAGCUGCUGGUCUUUGAAGGUUACUUGGUGACCCUACGGGACAAUCCUUCUCUGAAGUGUGCUACCUUACAGCUCAGGGCAAGGUAGGAUCAGAUGUUUUUCGUCCCCGGGACUAGUGCAUAUGCUUUGCACUACUGUUACCUGCUGCUGUUGGUUUAUGCUGUUGCUAGUUUUAUUCUGAUUUAGACUUCAUGUUUGUAUUUUACUUCUUUCUUACAGUUUAAUUUUUUACUGUAAACUUCCCCAAGAACCUUGAUAAAUAAAUUAAAUAAAACCAUUAUCCUCAGCUGCUUUCCCUCCAGUGGGGGUUGUUUCUGAUCUUGGAGCUUCACCAGGAGAACAGUUGUUAAGAGUACUUUUGGAGGGUUCGGCAGUCCCUUCCCACACAUGCUGUGCUUUGAAUGGCAUGUUCACAUCGCUUAAAGGAAAUUGGCAUGGCACACAUGGCAUCAUAUUGAUUUGUCUGUUUAAUGCUACUGUUUGCCACUUCUGUUCUGCUUGCUAUUUGUCAUUCCCACACUAGCUGAAAUUGUCAUUUCUUCACGUAAUUGUAUGCAUUCUUUUUAUAAUUGUUUUUACUUUCUGUGCUUUUAUUCCACUGUUCUGCAUGCAGUUCCAGUGCAGUGUGUUCUGAAUGUUGUCAUCACAGUCCAGUGCAAUCUGCUGUUGUCUUGAAAAAUCCUGUCUCCCAGAAUUCUCUGACUCAAGGGGCCACUGUGACAGUAAUCUGUCAGGAUAUGGUGCAGGCUUCCAAGAAAAAGCUCCAUGGGCAUGAUUGUGGCCAUGUUCUCAAGUCUAAGAAUGGAAAAGCUAUCCAGUCUCUGAAAUUCUCCAAGUCUCUCAGUGAUAUGGACCAGAAGGCUCAGAGUGCAUUCAAGAGCUUUCACUACGCAGAACGAACCUGUUCAGAAGGCAAACUCUCACAAGCCCAGGAGCAGUGUUUAAAGCUUAACACAUUUUAUCACAAGGAGAAGAAAACAUUCAACCUCAGGCCCUUUAAUUUCAGUAGCUCCAAACUCUCUUAUUUCCAGACUCUUUCCACCAAUUACUCUAGCGCUUCUGGGGCUAGUGCAGUACACAUUCCUCUCCUGGAGGAGAAGUGUGAAGGUGAAACAUCCCGGAGCAAAAAGUUGCUGCACUACCUUUUCUCUUCUCGUAGCUCCAGCGCCAGCAGUCAUGAAUUGGAUAACAACUCAAGCUGCCUGCAACCAAAGAAAUCAUCCAGUGUGGUGGUAGAGAGCACAGGUUUCUGUUCAGAUGACAUGGGAGAUGACGAUGUCUUUGAGGACAGUUCCUCUGUGAGGCUGAAAAUUACAGAGCUACGAGCACCACUCUGUUCGGUUGAAAAGGAUAGUGACCUAGAUUGCCCUUCCCCCUUGUCAGAAAUGUCCCCCCCGCUUUCCCCUGUGUCUGUAUCUGGGGAUGCCUGCAGGUCGGUUUACAAAGCACCGUCUUUUUCUUCUACCCCCUCCCAACUCUGUUGUAGUCUACUCUGUCCCUCGUGUUUCCACUCUUGCUUGCUUCAGCACAUGCAAUUUUAAGACCCUGCUGCUCUCCCAGCUUACUGAUCUGUCCUUUUAGCAUAACUUCCUCUUGAGUUAGUAAACUCUUUGAAAAACCAAAUCAAUUUGAGUGGCCAAGGUAAAACCCAUAAAUACCCAGGUGAAGCCAUAAAUAGCAAAAGAAAAUGGGCUACUUGUGUGAAAGACGAAGGUGAACUUACAGACUGAAAGAACUUAGAAACGAGGUAGCUGCAGUCGUGCACCCACUUACCUAGGAGUGAGUUCCAUUGAACUUAACUGGAUUGAGUUAGGUAUAUACAAAAUUGCUCCAUAAAUGGAUCUUGGGAUCCUAGCCACAUCGUCAAAGACUUACUAAGGCUUAUCUGAAAUCUCCCCUCAAAAUUCACUUGUUCCCAUGUGGCAUGGUAAUCUAAUCAGGUUGGUUGGGGUGAACAAGUUUAACUUGGAAUGGGGGAAGAGACAUUUAGGCAUGUUUAGUGUGGCACCAGAAGUUCUUUUUAAAAACACCACUUGUGAUGGCAACCAGAGCAGAGCUUCAGCCACCUUUCCAACCCCCAGGAUGGGCUUCUGGAAUAGCGCUCGCGUUGUUUGCUGAAACAAGGUGAACUGGAGGAGUUAUUCCAGUCCUACAGUCAGCACAACGUUUGGUGUAUUCCUUAGAGAAAGGUUGGGCUGCAUGACCAGCUGUCUGAAGCCUAUUUAAGAAAAUAAGUUGGAGACAGGUAAUUGCACUUCUGUUUCCUUUCUCCAAAUAGCCUCAGGGUAUUGAAGGAGAGAGAAAAAGGCUGGCACAAAAAGCGAAUUCCUUCUUGACUGCAUGUGUCACCAUCAAUCUGUCUCUGGAGGCGAUAAAGAAAUAUUGGAGAUCUGGGGAGAAGGGGAAGUGGAUAUGGUCACUUUGUACAAAGUUUCAACAAAUCCAACCCUUCCUCCCUCCCUUCUUUAUUCCUUCAAAGGCAACCAACAAAUAUCACUGAAUCCUCCAGUAUGUAACAAUUUAUAUUUUAGGACAAUCCGUUUUGUUUUCUUUAUUCCAGUACUUCUGUACAGAGAGCCAGUCUACCUAAUAGAAAUGUUGUGGAGGGAGAUCUUCUUGGAUCCCCACUGGUAGAGAGAUCAUUCUGUUUUUUAUACUUCCUAUGACACUAUGACACCAAACAUAAAUAGUAACUUUACUGUUCAUGAAUCUCUCCUGGCCUAUGACCUGUCAUUUGGCAUGGUAUCAUGGCUACAUUGAGGACUCAUCCACACGUCUGUCUGUGCCAUGAUUUUUACUCAUGGGUCCAAUAAGCGCCUUUUUUUUUUUUGGUCCCGCCCUUCUCCCUGGCAAAACCUGCUGUUUCACUCCUGGUAAGCAAAAGUGACCCACAUGCCAAGAAACUGGCAUGGUGGCCUUGCCCCACCCAGCAAACCACUUUGGCUGUGCCAUUGUAGAAUUCAGUAGCACUUUCAAUUAACCGAUUCCCCAAAACUAGAGGACUUCAUUUGCUCUGUCUGAAUAAGCAUGUUGUAGCUGGGCAUACUGUCAAUCUAUUUCCUGAAACAAUUUAAGUAAGAGUCUUGUAAGUGGGUGGAGUUGGGGGACGACAACAUUGCAUUUGUUGAGUGUAGUGCUCACAUAAACAUAGCACAACAUACGUUACACACACUCACGCUUGCUCUGUAGCACGAGUGCUCUAACUGCUAGGUGGCCUGUUUAGGAGUCUGAAAGGAGGAGGAAGGAGUGGAGCUGUGGUGUCAGCGGCAUCAUGCUGCUCAAGGUGGAUGAGGAGUUCUUGCCACUCAUUUUGUCCCAAAAGGUUCUGUCUUCUGCCCAGGCUUUUUCACUCUUCCCUAAGGGAUCAGUUGCUCACGCCCCCUUCUUUGACACACUUGAUCACAGGUUGCCAGCACAUGGUCAGAGAGGCCUUAGUCCCAUAACAUCAGUGAUCAGAUACAGGGGCGAAUCUACUAGGAAAUUAAUGAAGCUUAAUCUUCAAUGCCCUUAAUCCCAGAAGCACUGGGAUUAAAAAUCUUGCUUUAAAAAGUGCAUCCUGCAUGUAUAUAACAUUUCCCUAAUUUCCCCUAAUUUUCAUCCCCCCCCAUCAUAGAAUAGUUGGAAGGGACCACAAGGAUCAUCUAGGCCAACCUCCUGCAAUGCAGGAAUAUUUCAUCACCUGUGGGACUCAAAGCCAUGAUACUGAGAUUAAGAGCCUCAUGCUCUACCAGCUGAGCUGAUACUCAAAAACGAUAAAGCAUAGGAAAAUUUUGUUCACACCAGUGACUUUGACAUGUGAGUACAGCAAUUGUAAUCAAAAUGUGAGAUGUAACUAAAACAAAACUGGUGAUCUGUCAUGGAACAAAGCCACCGAAGAAGUUAGCAGUGGUUACCCAGACUUUGUUGCUGAUUGCAAAGGGACCCCCCAUAUCAGUUCAAGCUUCAGGGCCCCCAAAAUGUAGGUGCACCACUAAUCUUGGUGUGUUAUUUUGGACUGAGGUCACACAUACAGGAGCCUGACUGAGUGCUGUUUCUUACAGUUGAUAGAUGAGGCCUUUCAGACUUGGGCAUCUUCAGCCAGUUUUGUUGUGUUGGAAUACCAAACAUGAUGAACUAACAUUGCCUGUUGCUUCUUUCCUAGUAGUAGAGCGAAUUUUUCUAAGCCAAGCAGCAUUCAUUCCUCGCUCAUUUACAAUUGAUCCAUAUUACAUUGAGGAUAUUAAAGAAUAAUAUACUUUGAGAAGACUAAAGGUACAAUGUUGUAGGAAUAUAAUAGCAGUUUAUAAAGAAAAGAUGGUGUUUAUACUUUAAAAGUUUGAGUGGAAAGCAUUGGAGGCUUUGUGCAAGGGAAAGAACAUACAUGAAAACAUACCCCAUAAACACAUACCUAACUUAUUUAAAGGUGUAUUAUGUCCUGGUAAGUAGUGCAGUAAGUAAGAUAUUAAUGUCCCUGUAGAAAGAUGAAGUAUUAUAAUUAUUUUGCCCACCCUCUCUUUGUUACCAGUUCUUUUCUUGGCUUUAUUUAUCCCACCUCUUGAGCUUUAGAAAAGCUAGAAAGACAAAACUGUGUCUUGUGCUUACGUAGUGUUAUGUGUAUAUAGCAUAUUUGUAUUACUGUAUCUGAACAGAAAUUGUCCUUGCAGUCCUUUGGAGAUCUGUACUGGCUAGCCAUGCAUGAUCUUCAAUGUAUAUAACCCCUUCCAUAUUGCUUCACAUGUAAUGUUAAGUCAAGACAUGGUGUGGCAUGAUUGAGCAAAUGUGCAAAUUCCUGAAGCGAAGAUUGUGACUUCAUCUCUUGUCACUGCACCUCAGUUCCUCAUACUUCCCUCCUGCAAAAGUUCAUUCAGGCACCAGGGAUUCUGCCCUGUAUCUUACAUUUUGAAGACUGAUGCAAAUAAUUCAUUCGGCUUCUGUGCAGUUCCCUUAUGCUCCUUUAGCACACCUAUGGAUUCCUUAUCAUCCAAGGGUCUGAUCACCUCCCUAGACAUUCUCCUGCUAAUGUAUUUAAAGAACUUAAUGUUGUUGGUGCUACGUUUUGUUUUUUGUUUAGCAGUGUUCUCAAAUUCUUCUUUUUUUAGCAUCCCCUGUCAUUGCUGCCAACAUGCACCAUAAACACUGACUCCUCUCCAGGCUAUCUGGGUGGUGAGCAACAUCAGCUACCUUUGCGCCCAGCAGACAAUUUACCCUGUGUCUAUCACACACCCUCCUAUCUAUAAGUUCUUACUCCCACGAUUCCUCCACCCCCUGGAGAAGUAUCUUCAGAAUAGAGGAUAGCCGCUCCCACCCCCCGGAAUGGUCCUUUCUAAGUGAAUGCUUCCCUCUUCCUCGGAGCAGUGCUCUCCUCCCUGACAGUAGGGGAGCUAUCAUCCUCAGAGUGGGACACAGCUAUAACAUCCCUGAAGGCCUCAUCCACCAGUCUCUUUGCCUCUUAGCUUUUCCAGUCUGGCAACAAGUGUUCCCAGAGAGCCUGGGGCUCAUUGCACAGUCAUAGAUGUAACAGACAGUGGAAGACAAUCUGGGCCAAGUUGAAUGUUAAACUAGGCAAAUCAAGGGCUUAGCCCCACGUAGUGCAACAGCAGCAGCGGACCUGGGAAGGAAUGCAGUGCGUGCAAUCUUUCCUGCAGGAGCCCACCUCUUUGCUCACUUGUGCUAAGCCAUGUCUUGACAAAGUAUUACGUGUGAAUUGGGCCUGUGUUUUCUUGGUUUGGUUCACAGAUCUUCCCCCUAACAACUUGCUUUGCUCCUGACAUAGGAUAUGCCAUUGUGAAGGAGAUGAUGAGAGCCCUCUAAUCACUCCCUGUCACUGCACAGGGAGCCUUAAUUUCGUGCAUCAGGCUUGCCUGCAGCAGUGGAUCAAGAGCUCAGACACCCGCUGCUGUGAACUCUGCAAAUAUGAAUUUAUCAUGGAGACCAAAUUGAAACCUUUAAGAAAAGUAGGUGCAAUGAAUGGCUUUGAAUCGUGUAAAUUGUAGAUUUCCUCAUUACCUCAAAGGGCCACUUCACACGCAUUUAAGCAGCACACAUUACAGGUAUCUGAAGUAGUUUUCUUUGUUCAAAUGAAAAUAGCAGAGAGCUGUGAGGUAUCUAUGCCGGGGUCGGGAGGGGUCACAGCCAGAGAGUGUCCAUGCGGCUUUGAAAGAUGAGCUGCUCCCUGUGCAAAGAAAUAUGUUUGAGGUGCUGCUGCGACUGAAUGUACACCCAAACACUGCAUGCGAUUGCAUGUUGGUGAGAGGUGCCAUUGUGUGCGAGGGGAGGGGGGAGAGGUGCUGUCAGAAGGAAGGAGGUAAACCUGAAGGGGUCUGAGAGUAGUUUCAGGGAAGGGUGCAUGAGAAAGGUGCUCCUGUUGUGGGGAUGGAGUGAGAGAGGGGCUGUCACUGCUUGUGCAAAAGGAACUGCUAUUGCACGUGCAGCAGCACUGGUGGGCAUGCCAGAGGUAUGUGCUUGUGUAUAAGCAUGAGAGAGACUCUUUGACCUGUUGCACAGGCUGCAUCCCUGUUGUCUGGGAGAGAGGGGUGUGUCUGUUGCUGUCUUGGCUUGAGGUCUCCCCUCAGGGCAAUAUAGAAAAAAACAGCCAUGGGUUAUAAACAGUGAACCAUUGCACAGACUAUUGAAGUAAUUAAAAACAAGAAUGAUGCAACCCUUGUGGGAUUGAUGUAAAUAUGAUAUCGGCAAUAUCCUCUCAAUACCUUAAAACUCUAUUUAAUAUGGUUGGUAUAAUAGGUUAGAGUCACAGGAAAUAGAUCUUUUGUUGGGUUUUAUUAUUUUAUCAUUUUUUAUUAAAUUUAUAUACCACCUUUCAUCCAAGGAUCGCAGGGCAGUUUACAGUAUGAAAACAAAAAUAUGUAACGUAAUAUCAAACAAAACAAUAACCCCCACUGUAGUAUAAAAGGCCAUAGAUGGUUUAAUUAGCCAGAGGGCUGGGGGAAGAGGAUAGUUUUUGCCUGGCGCGUAAAGAUACGUAACGAAGGCGCCAGGCGAGCCCCCCUGGGGAGAGCAUCCCACAAGUGGGGAGCCACCCUAGAAAAGGCCCAUUCUCAUGUUGCCACCCUCCGGAUCUCUCGCAGAAGGUGCACACAAGGAAGGGCCUUAGAUGAUGACCUCAGUGUCUUUGUCAGUUCAUAUGGGGAGAGAUGGUCCUUGAGAUAUUGCGCUCCUGAGCCAUUUCAUGCCACCAAAUUCUGCACCAGCUGAAGUUUCUAAAGCAUCUUCAGAGGCAGCCCUGCGUAACAUGGUUAAGCACUAGCUGAGGUCCAUUGCCCAGCAGAGGUGCCUUUGUAAUCUCCUAUUUCUUUUCCUUCUCUCCCUCUCUCAAACUGUGGCGGGAGGGAGAAGUGUGGGGAGGAGAUGUCGGGAGUUGAGAGGGUGACAGGAAAUAAAGGUGUCUGAAGGAAUGGGGAAGAGAGGAGAGAAGGCCUUUCCUACCUAUACCAUGCCCCUUCCUAGACAGAAACUAAUAUGUGUCCAUUCUUUAAUGCAAGACACCAGAGAGAGGGCAGCUGCUGUUGGCCAUAUAGGGAAAACUCUGUGGUCACUCCAGUGCAAGAAAAUGUGGCCAUAAAAUGUAUCCGGUGGGAACAGCUUUUUGAACAUUUAACUUGACCUAGUGGAGCAACUUCAUAAUAUUUUCAACAUAGCUGAGGUCGUUAAAUUUAUAUAAGUGAUGGAGAGAAAAAUCUGGACUAAUAUGUUUAUGGUAUCAAAUAAUUCUGAGUUGGCCUGUCAAGGAUGUGGAUAGUAAGUAACGUGCCAUGGCUAGAGGGUGUCCAUAAGCUGCUCAGAUCACCUGCUAAGCAGGGAACAGCACUUUUAAAGUGAAAAAAAAAUAGUUUCUGUCUCCAGUAAAUACAACUUGCCUCUUCUGCCGUGUUCUGGCAUUCCUUUUAUGAUCUCACCACUUGUUCUGCUUUCUGGAUUUCUUCCUAGUGGGAGAAGCUGCAGAUGACAGCCAGUGAGCGAAGGAAGAUCAUGUGCUCUGUGACUUUCCAUGUAAUUGCUAUCACUUGUGUGGUGUGGUCUCUCUAUGUCCUCAUCGACCGAACUGCUGAAGAGAUUAAACAGGGGGAGUCCACUGGUAUGUUACUUUGCUUUUUUCAACAGAAAACGGGCAGACAAAAAAUACUUGCCUGUUUUGCUCAAAGGGAAUGUUAUAGCAACAUAAAAGGCAACGGAACCUUUUUGUUUUUACGCUCUUUGCUAAUCUGAUUAUACCUCUGUUUUAUGUGCCAUCAUACAGAACAUAUCUGGAGGUAAAAAGUAUUGCAGGGGAAAUAAAAAGCUUAUGCUUAUGCUUUUUGCAAAAAAACAAAACAUUUUGGACUAAGACCUGUGGUCAGUAGGUACAGCCAACCACCAUUUCGUGUGGGAGUUCUGUUCCCGCCCCCCGUGCGCAUCGGUGGAGCAUGUAUUAGUGUGCCCUGUUACGCCCUUUUAGUGACGUGUUGAGUGAUGUUGCCAGGUCACUUCUGGGUUUGGCACGAUGCCUGUGUGCAAUCACGUCUUUUGGAUGCGUGUUAAUUAGUCGUUCCCUGUGUGGGGCAAGGAAGCCAUGACAGCUUUGGAGAAGGAAGAUAAGCAGUGCUCUUCUCCAUUUCUGAUCAUGGCAAUGUGCAAGCUGUGAUAAUGAGACAGAAAUUGGGGAACUGGAGCCUUUCUCUUAGCACAUUAUUGCCAUAUUUUACUUGCUUAAUCUUCCAUUAUGUCAGCUCUGUCUGUAUUUCUGUGAGGAACACGGAUGCUUGCCUGCUCUUCUUCAUUGUGCUACUUCUUUGUCCAUUUUCUUUGUCUUUCUUACAUAUAAAAUCCAAAAUCCCAUUCUUGCGUCACAUUCUUAUUGUACGCCUCCAUGUACUCCCUUCCUUCCUUGACUCUCACAGAUUUUUGUCGGCCACUCGGCCUCCUUUUUGUUUAUCUGCUGGUUCCUAUACCUAAAAUGGGGAUAAGCCUCAAAAUCAUUUCUUCUGCAAAGACUUUUUCUAGGCCAGCAUCAGUUCACCUUUUGAAUCCCCUUACUUUGCACUUGCAAGCAUUCACAUUGGUUAUUUUUCAGGGCUGUACGUAUUCUACAAAUGCUGCAAAAAGUAUAGGACUUCAGAUGAAAAAUAGAAAGUCUCAAGUAGUGGGAGCCAGCAUGGUGAGGUGAUGAAUCCCAGUUUGGAAUUCCCACUCAGUGUGAAGGCCAUUCUCAUGGACACAGCACCCCCUCGGCCAACAGGGCUUUGUGGAGGAGUGGAGUCACUGCUCUAUCCGCAGCCUGGCCACACAUGGAGACCAGGGAGGAAAGUGGGCAAGGCAGGCAGGUGCCUGUGCCUCUAAUGGAGCAAUCAGGCAAGGCAGUAGCAGGGCCAACAGACCCUUGGAGAGCUUUCUGCUUCAUGGAGCUUUCACCUGCCUGCAUAUUUGGUGGGUGGAAGGAGGAGCCCCAUGCCAGGUGGGACGCUGCCAUCAUUUUACAGAUGCCAGCUGACCGCAGACCCUUGGAGCUGGGCAGAGGAAUGCCAUCUCCCAAUCCACACACCUCUAAGCCAUCUAAGCCUGGUGCAAAGUUGUUAGGAGAAAAGAUAGUACACAGGUCCUCUCAGCUGCUUAGACAUAGUCUGGUAAAAAUGUCAUAUGAAGAAGAGUUUGGAUUUGAUAUCCCGCUUUAUCACUACCCGAAGGAGUCUCAAAGCGGCUAACAUUCUCCUUUCCCUUCCUCCCCCACAACAAACACUCUGUGAGGUGAGUGGGGCUGAGAGACUUCAGAGAAGUGUGACUAGCCCAAGGUCACCCAGCAGCUGCAUGUGGAGGAGCGGGGAAUCAAACCUGGUUCACGAAUCUACCGCUGGUUCACGAAUCUACCGCUCUUAACUACUACACCACACUGGCUCCAAUAUUAGAGAUGCCUGCCUUCUGUACAUUUUCCCAUAGGAGAGCUGGAAAUGCGAGUGGGGAUUGAACUGGAGUUUGAAUGCAGAGUAUUCUGAAAAUGUGUAAGAAUUCCUAUUUCAGAUGUAAUACCUGACCUUAACGGCAGUUUGUUGAGCUUCUAGUUUGUUGCUGGCUUAUUUUGCUGAGCACUGAUUUCUUCUCUGGAAAAGUAAGAAAGGUAUUUUGAAAUCUCCAGGCUUGCCCCUUACUCCCAGAGGAGCCAAAGGCAGCUUUCACCCCAGACCCCUCUGGAGGGAUGUACUUCUAUACUCCCAGAAAGGUCUUUGUUGGGCUCCUAAAAACCCACUACAUAGUGCUUACAAGACUUUCUGUUGCUGGUUUUCUUUUUUCUCUUUCCUCUGUCCUCUUCCUCACCUCUACCUGUCACUUCUGAAAGGGCCUGCUGACUCCCCCUCUUGCCCCGUUACUGGCCUUUGAACUUUGUGGCUGGUCCGGGCCACCAAAGGAGGGAAAGGGCCAUGGCAUUCCUGCUAUUUGGCUCUGUGAGCAGCUGCUUUGCCCCACUCCCAUCCUGCCAACCCACACACCUCUUGGAAUGGAGCUGUGGAGCCACUAUUCAGUGUAAGUGCACACUGUUAAUGGAUCUGCUUGUGGUUGUUCACACCUAGAUGUGAACCUGUAUCUUACAUGUGUGCUCACCAACGUACAACUUGGGGUAUCUUUAAUUGGGAGGUGAUUUUGUAGUUACAGUAUUGUAUCAUGUUACUACCCAUUUUAAAAUGCCAGUAUUGUUCUGCUUACUGGCCAGAAUUAGAAAAGAACCAACAAAAGUCAAUAUAAAUGAAUAUAGAAUAUAGAAUCUACACUAAUGGCAGACAGUGAGUAUAAUGGCUUUAGGGCUUGAAGACCUAAUAGAUAAAAAAGAUGUUUGAUUGUACAAAUAGACAAGCUACCCAAACUCUUAUUGCCCAGACCAUUAGUUUAAACAGUUCCUGUAACAGAGAUGGCAAUAGAUGGAGGCAGAUUUUGUCUUUUAUGAGUUACUGUGGAAGCCAGAAUGCACCAUGGCAGGAUUGGGGGAAAUGCUUGGCACAUGACUCUGCUUGGGAUAGCACAAGGGUUGAAAGGACAAGAGAUGAUGAGAUUAGGAAGGGAGGAAUAAGAGAGAAGCAAGAUGUUAAUAAUUACCUAUCACGGGAAGGACAAAGAGAAAUGGUUUCCUGAACUUCACCAUCUCCCGUCCGUUGCAACAUAGCAUAAGCAGCUCACCACAGCUGCAUGAAUCAUCAGGGCUUUGUGGCCAUUUGACAAAGUUCAGGCUCAAAGAAAAACGUCUGAUGCUACAAGCAGUUUCUCCUCUACUGCAGGCAUCGUCAGUGUAGUGCCCUCCAGAUGUUGCUGGACUCCAUCUUCCCUGACCACCGGCCAUGCUGGACGGAACUGAUGGGAGUUUGAGUCCAGCAACAGCUGGAGAGCACAACGUUGGCUAUAAAAGCCACUAAGACACAGUUCCAUAGGACCGGGGGCACUUAGGAGUUUGUUCAGUCCCCCCCCCCCCAAAUUCUGAAUCUGAAGUGUUUCAUACAAAUUCCUAAAGAAGCAACACAUCAGGGUGGAUAUUUUAAGAUUAAUUGAUGUCAUCCAUAGAAUCUCAGAUUUGGUGCCAGUUCAGAACCUGGAGCACCCGAGAAUUCAACUGGACAUUUCAUCUUACUUCAUGCAUUUGUCAGAAGAGAGAAUGGGGAAAUUAUAGCUUCAAUCAGUGUGGUGUUGACAUUUUGUCUACACGUGGUCCUUGCAGAGCAUCCUAUUGCCUUACUGACUGCAGAUCAUAAACACAGCCAACAUUUCAGCAUUUCAGUACUAGUGUCCAGCACACUAAAGGAAUCAGUGAUGUGAUGACUGGAUCAGAGGCUCUCUGAAGGGUUCAGCCUUGCAAGACACUGACAGAUUGUAAUUACUCCAGAUGUGGAGGCCCGUAUGUUAGGCCAAGCGGCAAAGGGUGUAUGGAACAGUCAGGAAGUGAGCAAAAGUAUAAACUGACUGAGCAAUCAAGCUGGUGCUGAGAUCCUGUCUAAGCCAUAACAAGGGUCAUCAUGUGCACACAUACAUGUAUACCAUACUUCAGUGAAGGUAUUUGUCGAUGAUGUCCAGUCGUAUUCCCUCCACCAAAAAGCCAGCAAAACCUUCAACUGGACAGAAAGGCAUUUGGCCCUGUGACAGCAGGUACAUCUCAUGGUAGAUUGGCUGAGCGUCUGGACUAGUCCUUCACCCACAGAUUAUGCAGUGCUUCAGAAAACCAGUGAGGCAUCUGUUUUCAGUGAAAGCAAACUGACAGAUACGGAGAUUCAUGUCAAGGGACCAGCAUCCCAAAGAAGAGGACGUAAACAUCCUGGAAGAACAAUGGCCAAUGGGACUUGUGUAUGCUUUUUCAGGGUGUUGAAGUAACUCAAACGAGCAGCAGAGAUCAUUCUGAUUAUGCAUUCGUAGUCAAGGAGCCUAUGGUUCCUAGAUCUGGUAGAAAUUGUUGGAGGAAAACAAAUCCAUUUCCUUCUCUUAAAUUUGUAGUCAGUGCAUGUUUUACUUUAAACCAGCAGAGGCCACUGUAUUCUACAGCAAUCUAGUCAGCACUUGCAUGUCCUCUUUGUUUUGUUUAAGUUUACUCCACCCCUAACAGCUGAGCCAGUUUGUUCUUCUCUCCAGCGAAGAUGCUUGCAGCUUUCUCGCAUUUCCACUCAUCCUGCAUGAAUAAAGCCUUUGAACUUUAAUUCACACAAGCUGCAAGAGAAAUAACAGUCAAGACACAUUGGAAUCUACUGGAAAGGGUGGAUUUGCUUUCUCAAGGACCAGUCCUCUUUCUUCAACUCUAAAUAUGCCUUGACUGCGUAGAGGCUGAAAAUAUCUGACUGCAGUAACUUGGAUAAUCGCACAGUUUUUGAAGCCCUCUUUGCUUUGAGGAAAAAAAAUCGAUGGGAACACCUGGAAGGCCUUUGUAUAGUGGUACACUUUGAAAAACAAAGCUUAAGGCCUUGAGAAGUCUUAAGAGAUUUUAUUUUUUUAAAUUUUUUUUUUAGUGAUAUUUAUUGAAAAAAGAAUUUUUUUAAAAAAAUUACACAAAAGAAAAAACAAGACAGAAGAAGAAGAAAAAAAAAACAAAAACCACCAUUCUCCAAUUCUCCACUUUCAAUACCUUCUUUCCUUGACUUCCUCCUCCUCCCUUUUCCUGUAUCCUGUUUUAUAAUAAUCACAGCAAAUCCUUUCCAUACCCCCUAAAUGGCACAUGCCUCCCUGAUAUUCCAGGGGAUUUCACUCACCUGAGUGUUAAAUCAAACAGCGUCCUCGAUUACCUGCUGGUCUCCAGUGAUCUACUUAAGUGUAUUUCCUCCUUUAAGAUCGAGAAUGUACAAUCUAGUGAUCAUCUUCCCCUUGUAGCCAAGCUUUCCCUGAAUUGGCAGUUGGAGACCUAUAGACAUGCGACCCAGAUGGUAACCAACGUAUCUCUUCAAGUAAGAGGAAUCAAAUGGUCGGAGACCCAGGCUCAAAGGUAUCAGGAAUUCUUUCAAAAAGAAAUCCUCGGGCCCCAUCCCUACAUAGGCUCUGCCUCAGAUGAGCAUAGCAUAGUGUUGAAACGCUUCCACCAUCAUACGACGGACCUUACGUCCUUCUUCAGGUUACCACCCAAAAUAUUAAAUCGAAGCGAGUAUACUUACGGUGCCCCCUGGUAUAACUCUCAGUGCAAACAAGCAAGACAGCGCCUUCGUGCUAUAUAUAAUGUAUAUAAGACCUCCGAUGCAUCUACUCUGCCAGCUAGUUAUGCACAAGCCAAGCAAGUUUAUAAACGCACGCAGAAAAUUGCCAAACGUGAGUGGCAACAUAAUCGCUGGCAGGCCUUGAUUACUGCUUCAAAAUCACAUAGAUCCAGGGAAUUCUGGUCUCUGAUUAACAGAAGGGUGAGGAAAUACCCAAGGGCAGUCAUCCCUGCACCGACAUGGGAAUUGUUCCUGAAGAAAUGUUUCUCACAGGCAGAUGCUCCCUCCGACCAUCUGAUGCAUCUGUUCUCCCACCUACCUAUUUGGCCUCCCACCGAUCCUGACGAAAUAGCCAAGCUAAUAGCCCAGCUGAAAUUGGGCAAAGCCCCAGGGCCCGACCUGAUCCCUGCUGAAGCCAUCAAACUACACCCAAAAUGGUGGGCUGGCAUCUUGGCCAAAACCUUCGACGCAAUCAACGCUUCUGGUAUCAUCCCCAAAAUAUGGAAGGAGGCCAUUAUAGUACCAAUUCAUAAAAAGGUUCUCCAAUGGAGCCGGAAAAUUACCGUAACAUCAGCCUCCUUUCGAUCAUAGGGAAAAUUUAUGCCAGCUUUUUGCUGACGAAACUAUCGCGAUGGGUAGAUGAGACUAACCAGAUUGGCCACGAACAAGCAGGGUUCAGAAUUAAACGCUCUACAACUGAUCAUGCGAUAGUUCUUUACCAUCUGGCACGGAAGUACUCCUCCCCUCCCGGGGCUAUCUGUGUGCUGCCUUCUUAGAUCUUAAGGCAGCCUUCGACAGCGUUCCUAGAAAUAUUCUUUGGGAGAAACUUGCGAAACAGGGCAUCGAUAGAAGGCUCUUAUGGCUUAUAAGUCAGCUCCACGAAGGUACCCUUGCCAGAGUGAGACUUACUCCUGCGGGCGACCUCACAAAUUCGAUACCAAUAAACAAGGGAGUGCGCCAAGGAUGUAUAUUGGCCCCCUGCCUAUUCAAUCUAUUCAUCAGCGACAUGCGAGCACCCCUAGUCAACUCAUCUCCAAGUACACAUGCGCCUAGACUAGCGGAUUACCGCUGUCCACUCCUUUUAUAUGCGGACGACGCGGUAAUUCUAUCUUAUACACGUGUUGGACUAACCAGAGCUCUGAAGAUCUUUGCCACGUAUUGUCAACUCAACCAAUUAACCAUCAAUCAUGCUAAAUCUAAGAUUCUGAUUUUCGCCAGAAGUCGGAGAUUAUACGAAUGGAAGCUUGGUGGAGCAAAAAUAGAGCAAGUCCUAAAAUUUCAAUACCUAGGAGUUAUUUUUCAAUACAAUUUGGGGUGGAAAGCACAUAUUCAACACCUACUUAAUAAGGCCAAAACUCUGUCAUAUGCGCUCCUCCGAUUUUUCUUUUCGGAUGGAGCUUUGCAUGUUCCCUCGGCCCUAAAGGUGUUCAAGGCAAAAGUGGUUCCCGUGCUUGCUUAUGCUGCCCCGCUCUGGGUCGUGAUGACAGACCUUGCUCCUCUUGAGACUUUGCAAAACCAAUUCCUACGUCGGCUCCUAAUGCUCCCCUGUGCGUAAGCAACGCAGCCAUGCGUUUAGAAUUGAGGAUCGCAUCCUUAGAAACCUGCCUGUGGAAGCAAGUCUUCAAUUAUUGGUUAUCAUUGUGGCAUAGAUUACCAGACCAUUACCUUGCCCAAUGCUUAUGGCGAGAUGAAUUCCCCAGCCUUUGGACCAGUAGAAUUCAUGCCAAACUCCUGAGCUAUGGAAUCUCUCCCUUAGAUUCCCUAAAACUAGAUCAAAUCACUGCUCAAAGACUGAUCCGCCAAAGACUGGAUGACAUCGAUUUACAGCAAAAUUAUAUGCUGGGGGGAGGUGUUUGUUCGCCCCAGAACAUUGGUAUCACUUUAACUUAUUGCGUUCCAUCAUACCUCUCCUCCCUUUCGACUGUUGCCCAUAGGCUGGCCUUCACCAAAGCGAGGUUUAAUGUUUUCCCUCCAAUGUCCUGAGACAUAGAUUCUCAAAGGGCCAAACCUCCGCCAUGUGCGAAUGUGAUAAGGAGAUGCCGGAGUCGCUUCAGCACAUUAUGUUCACUUGCCCCUUAUUUAAGGUGCCACGGGCAAACUUGUUGGGAUCAAUCAUACAGAAAUUAGAGGGUACUCCACCAAAAUUCCACCUUGCCCAAAUCUUGCAGGAUAAGGAUGCCCAUACGACCCUGAAAGUGGCUAGGUUCCUGGUCGCUGUCCUUACCCAAAAGCGUCGCCAAGGAGCACCACAAGCUAAUUAAGGCGUAGUAUGCCAUUCCAUCUUAUAGUAGCUUAUUGUUAUAGUAUUGUUUUAGCGGCUGUUUUUUUCCCAUGUGCACAGGCUGUUAUUUAUGUCUUGUUUUUAUCUGUAUGGGCCUACGGCCGUAAUAAAUUAUUAUUAUUAUUAUUAUCCUUUCCAUAAUUCAUAGUAUUCUGUCAUCACAUUACCUUGAUCUAUUUUCAUCUUAUCUUAUAGAAAACCUUAAAGUUUAAAACUUAAAUCUUAAUUUUUACCAACUUCUCCUAAACCAUAACAUUCUUACCUAGUUCUUUAGACAUUUUUAUAAGAGCCAAAUAGUUUCAUUUCAACAUUUUCCUAACAUUCAUCAAUUUUAUAAGACAGUCCUAAUGAUAAAAAUAAAAGAAAAAAGCAAUCCAGUCUUCAUCCAACGUCCCUUCCUCCUGGUCCUGGGUUUUGUCAGUCCUUUUUAUCGUAUUAAUCUAGCACAUUAACCUGGCAAUCUUAUAUCCGAGGCCCUCAAGUCUCUUCCAUGUCCCUUCCGUAACUCUUCUUUAUAUUUCCCUUUUAUUCGUGGGAACUCCAGCUUGGUAGUGUUUAUGACCUUUUUCAGCAAGACGAUCCCUUUUCCAUAGUCCAGGAUAGGCUCGAUGUAGUAUUUACAAGCAUGCUCCAGAUUCCCUUCAAAAUUGAGAGCCCCCACAGCUCCAAACAUCUGACGGCCCCUUUCCAGACUUGAAGAGUCCAAAUCUCCCUGUAAAGGGGGGUCUAUCCAAGUUAAUCUUAAGAGAUUUUAGAGGAUUAGUCUGGUCUAGCUGGAUGGUAGCAUCUCCAAUCAGAGGAGUCAAAAGUGGAAGAUGAUCCUGCCUCUUGUUGGCAUGAGAGGCAUAUGAAAAGCAUUAGGAACACCUUCCUUACUCUCCCAAUAGCAGGAUAUUUAUGGUAAUGAAAAUUCCUGCUGCCACUGCCUCUUUUGUUUGUACUCACCUGAUACCCCACAAGCCUUUGUAGCAGUCCAAGUCUGGUGCAACCUUACCACAUCACCAGUUCAAUUACCAUUGGCUGGCAGCAGAAACACAACAGAAGAUGCAACCACUGCUGCCAAACACACUUCCAAAACUUCCCUCAGUUCUAGUGCACUCCACUCCACAGAGGCCUGCUGCCAUUUCCCAGAAUACUUUCCUCCCAGUUCUCUGGAACAAAAUAAUAUUUUGCUACAAGAUACCUGUCCGCGUCUCCAUAAAGUUUUAAGAAAAUGGUCUAGAAGCCCCAAAAGGUGCCUGGCCUGUGGUGAACGGAUUUGUGAAACUUCUCUGCUGGAAACCCAGAUACCUAGCAUAUGAGGGAAAUCUCUGUACAGUGACUGUACCAGUCACUAGUUCCCAGCCUGCAAGCACAACUUCUUCAUCUUCUUUUGCUCCCUGCCCAGAGAGGUUGAGAUGAUUCUGCAGAAGAAUGUCCUCCUUCAUCUCACAGAUGAUGUGGAAGAUGCAACAGGCCAUGGUCACGUCAGCAGCUAAAUCUUCCUUGAUGUCCGCUAAAUACACUCUUCACAAGCAGGCUGGCCCAACUUGUAGUUCUUUUUUACGGCUAUCCUUGGAGUCGAGUCUGGCAAAAGGAUGAGUUGCUUCUGGUUUGCAAUAAUGAGUUGUUACCAAGAGGCUCAGUUCAGCUGGCCCUCUGACCACCAGCUUGGAUGGCUUUAUAAAAGGAUUAGACAAAUGCAUGGAGGAAAAGGCUAUCAAUGAUUGUUAGUCAUGGUGACAGUGUAAUGCCUUGAAUCUGAACUGCAGCUAAUCUUAACUAUGGUCAUUUGCAACAAACUGAUUACAAACUAUAACUUAUGAGAUUAGCGUGAUUCAAGUAAUCAUGAUUAACAUAAAGUUUGAAAUACAUGUUAAAUGCUAAACUACCAUAUCUGAUUCCUUCAACUUUGCUCAGCAGCAGAUAGUGCAACAAAUGUGGUCUCAUUGCAUGUGCAAAGAGGACGUGGAUCUUGGCACAAUCUGUCUUCAUUAAGAGACUACUUCUUGUUACCUGUAUUUUUCAUGGGUCUUUUUAUUUAUUUUUAAAAUUCUAUUAGUAUUUAAUUACUUUUUAAUUAUUAUCUUUUCUAUUUUUUGUAUUUGUGUACUUGUGUACUUUAUUUUGCAUUUUUGCAUUUUACAAUGUAUUAACAACAAAUAAUAAAUCUAAACAAAUUCAUCCUACAUUUUCUUCAACUUCCCUCCCCCCUCUCUGCAGUUUCUUAUUUUAUAUCAUUUUCUUACUGCAUAACCAAUUCAAACCUAUUUACAAAUUUAUUCUUUAUGUUCCCUUUUAAAUAUUUCUUGCUGCACUUGUUUAUGUCAAUCCUGCUAACAUUUUUAAUUGUUUAAAGUUUGUCUUCAUAUAUUCAGCAUACUUUCCCCAUUCUGUUAAAAAAAAUGUCUCUCAUCCUGAUCUAUAAUUCUUCCGGUAAAUUUUGCCAUCUCUGCGUAUCCCAUCAGUUUUAGUUGCCAAUUGUCUUUCAUUGGAACUGCUUCUUUCCAUCUUUGGGUAUAUACCAUUCGGGCAACUGUAGUAGCAUACAUAAAUAUAUAUAUUUUUUCUAUUCUUUGGGUGCCUCUCUACCAAUGACACCUAAAAGGAAAGCUUCUGGUUUUUUAACAAAAGUUGUUUUCAACAUUUCUUUCCAACUCUUUAUAAAUCAUUUCCCAGAAGACUUUUGCUAUGUUACAUGACCACCACAUUUGAAAAAAGUGCCUUCCUUCUCUUGACACUUCCAGCAGGUAUUUGAUUCCGUCUUAUACAAUUUAACUGGCUUACUAGGGCUGCCCUGGGCCCCUUUGGGAGAAGGGUGGGAUAUAUGUUUUGUUGCUCUUUAGAAAUAGCAGAAGCUGAGUGAAUUUAUGCCAAAUGUACAAUUUUGCUUCAUCAGUUUUAAUGCAAUUUCUCUUACGUGUUUGCACAAUGUUUUUAGAUCUUACAAUACAUCUGUUCCCAUAGUCUAGAGAAUCUUGAAUUUAAACAUUUUGGUGGGUUAUAUCUUUUGUUAACAGAGACUCACUAUGCCAGCACUUUAAACUUCAUCUUUUUUUCUUUCCUUUAGGUAUUCUAGAGUGGCCAUUUUGGACUAAACUAGUAGUGGUAGCUAUUGGUUUCACUGGAGGAAUUUUGUUCAUGUAUGUUCAGUGCAAAGUCUACAUACAGCUUUGGAAAAGACUUAAGGCUUACAACCGUGUUAUAUAUGUUCAGAACUGUCCAGAAACAAGCAAAAAGAACAUAUUUGAAAAACCCGUGCUUAUUGAACCAAAUCUUGAAAAUACAGAUAUGCUUGCGAGUCAUCAUGCAGAAAUGAGCAGUUUACAUUAUACAGAGCCUGAAGACUCCAGGGCAAACAUUCUUCAUAUCUAG